GGGAACUUCUCCGCGUUCUAUCAGCACAUGGAUCGCCGCUCUCCGGCUAUUCACUAUGGGGACCGUCAGCGAGCUGUGCGUGUCCAGCUUCCAGGCAUUCCUCUAUAACUCCAUCGUACAGGCAGGUGAGAGCUUAAAGGGACCGCAACCAUUCCAUGUCCUGGGGGUCUCAGUGCCCAUCACAGCCCAGGAUCACCUGCCAGGGCUUCCCUAUAGGGGGUAUUACGGUAUUAACCCUUUCAUCACCUGUCAGGAUAACAUAUAGGGGGUAUUACGGUAUUAACCCUUUCAUCACCUGUCAGGGCUCCUAUAUAGGGGUAUUACGGUAUUAACCCUUUCAUUACCUGCCAGGGCUCCCAUAUAGGGGUAUUACGGUAUUAACCCUUUCAUUACCUGCCAGGGCUCCCAUAUAGGGGGUAUUACGGUAUUAACCCUUUCAUUACCUGCCAUGGCUCCUAUAUAGGGGUACUACGGUAUUAACCCUUUCAUCACCUGUCAGGGCUCCCAUAUAGGGGUAUUACGGUAUUAACCCUUUCAUCACCUGUCAGGGCUCCUAUAUAGGGGUAUUACGGUAUUAACCAUUUCAUUACCUGUCAGGGAUCACAUAUAGGGGUAUAACAGCAUUUAACCCUUCCAUUACCUGUCAGGGCUCCCAUGGGGGUUAUUACAGUAUUUAACCCUUUCAUUACCUGUCAGGGCUCCCAUAUAGGGGGAUUACGGUAUUAACCCUUUCAUUACCUGUCAGGGAUAAUAUAUAGGGGUAUUACGGUAUUAACCCUUUCAUUACCUGUCAGGGAUAACAUAUAGGGGGUAUUACAGUAUUAACCCUUUCAUUACCUGUCAGGGCCCCUAUAUAGGAAUAUUACGGUAUUAACUCUUUCAUUACCUGUCAGGGCUCCCAUUUAGGGGUAUUACAGUAUUAACCCUUUCAUUACCUGUCAGGGCUCCUAUAUAGGGGUAUUACGGUGUUAACCCUUUCAUUAUCUGCCAGGGCUCCCAUAUAGGGGUAUUACAGUAUUUAACCCUUCCAUUACCUGUCAGGGCUCCCAUAUAGGGGAUAGUACAGUAUUAACCCUUUCAUUACCUGUCAGGGCUCACAUAUAGGGGGUAUUACAGUAUUUAACCCUUUCAUUACCUGUUAGGGCUCACAUAUAUGGGGUUAUUACAGUAUUUAACCCUUUCAUUACCUGUCACGGCUCACAUAUUGGGGAUAUUACAGUAUUAACCCUUUCAUUACCUGCCACAACUCACAUAUAGGGGGUAUUACUGUAUUUAACCAUUUCAUUGCAUGUCAGGGCUCACAUAAAGGGGAUAAUACAGUAUUUAACCAUUUCAUUACCUGUCAGGGCUCACAUAUAGGGAGUAUUGCCGUAUUUAACCAUUUCAUUACAUGUCAGGGCUCACAUAUAGGGGGUAUAACUGUAUUUAACUCUUUCAUUACCUGUCAGGGCUUACAUAUAUGGGGUUAUUACAAUAUUAACCCCUUCAUUACCUGUCAGGGAUCACAUAUAGGGAGUAUAACAGUAUUUAACCCUUUCAUUACCUGCCAGGGCUCACAUAUAGGGGUUACUACAGUAUCAGUAUGAGUUAUUACAGUAUCACUAUGGGUUAUUAUAGUAUCCGUAUGGGUUAUUACAGUAUCAGUAUGGAGCAUCAUAUUAUUAAUAUGGGUUAUUACAGUAUUUAAAUCUUCAUUGAGCUCAUUGCCUGACAGUGGUGUCAUCAUUUUAGACCCACCAUCACCAUUGUCCACAUGGUUUAAUGGACUGCUUUAGUAUUUUUUUUCUGAUGGGUAGAUGAAUAACAGCAUUUAUAUGAAAUCCAAGCCGAGGAAGGGUUUACCUGUUUGUUCAAGCUCUGGUGAGAGGAGUAUUUACUGCAGCACUGCAUGCCCAAUUCAUUGCUUAAUCAUUUCUGCAUUUACUCAGGGGUUCAUUCACUACACAGCAAAUUGUGGUGAAUUGAAAAAUUCCGUAAACUCCUGGUUGUAACAAAUCGUAAUCUGAAAGACAAAAUUAAGGCUAAAAUAAGUGAUUUUUAAAAAUUAUCUGCCACCGUUAACAUGGAUAAUUAAGUCUUGUGUCUUUGUCUUAAGCCUUUGCAAUUCAGUUUCAGUUCACUAGAGUUUGAGUUUAGAGAAAAUAAGUAAUUUGGAAAAAAUCGACAACUAUGCUGUAGUUCUUGUUUAGCUUUUUAGCCUAAAUUUUACAAUUCCGCUUUCAGUUCUCUGCCGUGUCCCACAGAAAGAAGGAAGUAAUAUUAUUUCACAGUCCCACUGACACAGGUUUAUAUUUGGGGGUUUAUUAACUACUGUCCAAAUGCACAUAUUAAGGUAUUGGAUUACGGAAAACUCUCUCAAACCAUCACAACAUUUAUUAAUGUUCGAAUUUCGAAUAACAGCUUCCGAAUAAAUUUUAAUGUGAUCUGGAUUUUAGUCUGACUUGAUGCAAUGGAAUGUCUGAAAUGCAGAACUGAAUGAAAGCAAUAUACAACCAAAUGCUCCUAAUCUGGUUAUUCGUCAAACUAUAAAUUCCAGAAAAUGAAAUCCAAAUUGCAAAACUGAGGAAUUUGGAAAAAGUCUCUAAUUUAAAAUUCUCCAUUCUUGCUAUAAUUACAACUUUGCUAGUUUUGUUCCGAGAGAAUCUGGUUGCAAUGUUAUUUUUGAUAAGUAUAUGAAUAUAUUUUAUUUUAAACAGUUUGUGAGAAUGAAUGAUUUCAUGCCAAUAUUGCCAAGCUGGAUAUAGUGGAGUUGGAAUAAUAGAUUAUUUCGGCUAAUUUAGUCUAAUGUUCAUAUCCUCUUGUUAAUUCUUCGCUUAGAGAAUAAACGUCUUGUCAUGUUUUUAUGAGUCUCUUGGUAUUGAAUAUAUUUCCAGAUUUGGUUUUUCACAAAAAUGUGAAAAACUCUGUAUCAAACGUGAAUUUCAUAAUUUAUUCCACAAUGGCUGAAUUGGAAGAAUUUUCCAAGUUAGCUAUGGUUCCAGUUUGGCUUUUUUUUGCCUAAAAAGUCAAAUUCCCUUUGAAUUCCCAACAUUUUACUCUUGUCUGGAGUUUCGCUUGCUUGGGACAUAAUGUGAUUUUUUUCCUGUUAAUGGUCAGAUGGUCAGUUGGACAAAUUACCUGGUUUGCCAAGAACUUUUGGCAAUCCCCAUGCCUUUUAGGGUCAUGGUGCCCGUCCACAGCGCAAACACGUCUCUAAUGAUGCCCCAGCGCUGUGCUGCUGGAGGACAGUGUCCUGGUGUAUCGGGGACACAAAGGAACAAAAUCGGAAAGGCAUGGCAUGACCCCGAAAUCGGUACUCCCCCACUGAAAUCAGGACUGUUGGGGGGCCUGGAUCCCAAAUUCAGUCCAGAUUCUACAAAUCCCAAGUUUGUCACAAUGCAAUUUCGGUAACCAUUGUCAUAGGGGUCCCAGAGAGUAUAUUGUAUGAUGAUUAGCAUGGAUGUUUUAAAGUUUCCUGUUACUGCGCGUACUCUAGUACUCCGUACUCCUAAAGUAACUUUGGGGUUGGGGGUCAAAUAUAAAAAAAUGGCACUGCAGUUUUUUUGUGCAUUUGCCGUUUCUUCCUAUUUAUUCCCCUGUCAGAGUCUUCAGCUUUGUCCCUCUGCUGACACUUUUUUGGCAUUACUUCUAGAAGGAAGGCAGUAUGUAUAAAGGUUAGGGUAUGAGAUUUAUACAUAACAAUGUUUUGUAUCUGGUGAAAAUAUUCGCAGGCGUGCAAUCAUUCACAUCACAUUAUCAGACGUGUGCAAAAAAAACAUCAAUAAAGCCGACGAGCCACAGACCUGAGGAUAUCAGCUAACUUUACAAGGGCACAAGGCAUUACAAGGGUAAUCUGUCUGUAAAAGUGCACCUGUUUUGCAAAUAAAAGAGCAUAUUUCAUUGUAUUGUCCUUGAAAAUGUGUUAAAACUGUUUUAUCAAACUUGAAAGGAACACUAAAGUACCAGGAAUCAGGAAUACAAACAUGUUUCCUGACGCCAUAGUUCUAACAGUGCCAUUUAGGUCCCUAGCCCCUCUUGUCCCCCUUUAAAAAGGUUAUUUACUCCACCACUCCAGGCUCCUUGUGGGUGGCUCCGCCCCCUUGGCUGAGAUAAUCAAACUUGAUGAUCUUAGUCAAUCCAAUUAAUUCCCUUUUCUCAUUAAGGGACAGGCAUUAGAUGUCAGAAUGACUCUAUUAAGCUGUAGUUGUUCUGGUGACCAUAGUGACCCUUUAAGCUCAUCUAGGUUGGGAUAGAGACCAAGAUGAUUUUUCUAGUGGGUGGGUUGGUAAUUUGUUUCAUUAUAUAUAAUUUGGUAUCCCACAAUGCAUAGCACGCAAUAUAUACGCUUUGUUUAAUUGUCUACUUGAAGUGGGCUAUGUUUUUACACAUUUCUGGAGGAUGACACUUCAGAGUAAUGCUACUGCCUACCUGUUCUUUUUUAGUGCAUUGUAUAAAUAAUAAUAAAAACAACAAAUUAUAUAUAUAUAUAUAUAUAUAUAUAUAUAUAUAUAAAAAAAAAAUUAAACUUGCAAUUUAAAUAUUUGCAGCAAACUCCCAGGGUGUGCUGCGCUCUCACCAAAACAGGAACUUAGUCAAUCACGCUACCCAAUAUAGCAUUGCUAAGCUGAUCCCACAAGCACACCAGGGGCCCCUUCAGCUGCUCACAUUCUGCAGAACUGCAACUCACAGACACUAAAAUCAAGAGUUUUUAAGAGUAAUAUUUUUAGUUCAAAAAGGUGAAUACUCCCGGUAGAAAAUGGCAACUUCAUAUUGUCUCUAACAUGAGUGAGAUCUUGUGUGGGAGCCUGGAUUGUCCCUUUAAUAAUGUAAACCCACCCAGUAUAACUAACUGUAACCUAACUUACACAGUGCAUCUAACGUGUGUGGGAGCCUGGAGUGUCCCUUUAAUAAUAUUAACCCACCCAGUAUAACUGUAACCUAAACUAUACAGUGCACCUAACGUGUGUGGAAGCCUGGAGUGUCCCUUUAAUAAUAUAAACCCACCUAGUAUAACUAACUGUAACCUAACCUACACAGUGCAUCUAACGUGUGUGGGAGCCUGGAGUGUCCCUUUAAUAAUAUAAACCCUCCCAGUAUAACUAACUGUAACCUAACAUACACAGUGCACCUAACGUGUGUUGGAGCCUGGAGUGUCCCUUUAAUAAUAUAAACCCUCCCAGUAUAACUAACUGUAACCUAACAUACACAGUGCACCUAACGUGUGUUGGAGCCUGGAGUUUCCCUUUAAUAAUAUAAACCCACCCAGUAUAACUGUAAUCUAACCUACACAGUGCUUAUAAAGUGUGAGAGCCUGGUGUGUCCCUUUAAUAAUAUAAACCCUCCCAGUAUGACUAACUGUAACCUAACCUACACAUUGCACCUAACAUAUGUGGGAGCCUGGAGUGUCCCUUUAAUAAUAUAAACCCACCCAGUAUAACUAACUGUAACCUAACCUACACAGUGCACCUAACAUGUGUGGGAGCCUAGAGUGUCCCUUUAAUAAUAUAAACCCACCCAGUAUAACUAACUGUAACCUAACCUACACAGUGCACCUAACAUGUGUGGGAGCCUGGAGUGUCCCUUUAAUAAUAUAAACCAACCCAGUAUAACUAACUGUAACCUAACCUACACAGUGCAUCUAACGUGUGUGGGAGCCUGGAGUGUCCCUUUAAUAAUAUAAACCCACCCAGUAUAACUAACUGUAACCUAACCUACACAGUGCAUCUAACGUGUGUGGGAGCCUGGAGUGUCCCUUUAAUAAUAUAAACCCACCCAGUAUAACUAACUGUAACCUAACCUACACAGUGCACCUAACGUGUGUGGGAGCCUGGAGUGUCCCUUUAAUAAUAUAAACCCACCCAGUAUAACUAACUGUAACCUAACCUACACAGUGCAUCUAACAUGUGUGGGAGCCUGGAGUGUCCCUUUAAUAAUAUAAACCCACCCAGUAUAACUAACUGUAACCUAACCUACACAGUGCAUCUAACGUGUGUGGGAGCCUGGAGUGUCCCUUUAAUAAUAUAAACCCACCCAGUAUAACUAACUGUAACCUAACCUACACAGUGCAUCUAACGUGUGUGGGAGCCUGGAGUGUCCCUUUAAUAAUAUAAACCCACCCAGUAUAACUAACUGUAACCUAACCUACACAGUGCAUCUAACGUGUGUGGGAGCCUGGAGUGUCCCUUUAAUAAUAUAAACCCACCCAGUAUAACUGUAACCUAACUUACACAGUGCUUAUAAAGUGUGAGAGCCUGGUGUGCCAUUUAAAGGUAUAAAGCCAGAAGAGGUGACUAUGUGAUGGAUGUCAGUUUUUAAAUGCCACAAUUUUUUUCUGGAUGCUUCUGCAGAAAUCACUUAAUGGCAGUAAAUGUCACCACACCCCAUAUUUGUAGUUAUACUUAACCCUUAUUGUGCUGCCAGGGUGAGUAAUAUGUCACUUUUUUUUUACUCUUGCUAGGCUCGUACUAUGUCAUAUAUUAUGAUCGCACUGGGUGUGGAUGAAAUGACUGUCUGCAUGGGUGUGGGUCUUCAUUAACCCCAUCUGAGACCCUCGAAGGCUAAGCCUACGCACACCCUGUUCUAUUUACAAAGUCACGUCAUAAAUGGGCUCAAUUAGGAGCAUUUAGCUUAAAUUCAGGCUGUCAUCCUUUCCCAAUCAUUACAUUUAUCCUCUGGUUAUUAUAUAGGUUAUUAUACCUAUUGCAUUUAAUAUUAUUAGAAAAUCUAUCGAGGAUCCCGUGGCCUCAUCUUCCAUAGACCCCCAUACUUUAUCUCUAACGCAGAAUUGGAAGACUUAUCACCAUUGACGGAGCCAUCAUGUAGGCAGACCCGUCAUAUUUAAGGGUGUCUUCAAAAAACCUAAAGAUAUAUAUUAUCAUGCAGUAAAUAAAGUGAGGACUAAAUUUAUAUUAUAUUGUUAUAAUUACAGUUUUAUGUGCACUUUUUUACACUUUUUUUUUUGGAACACAGAUUGGUUUGGUGAGAUCUUUAAUGGUUGUAGCACUCGGUUUAUAUUUGAUAGUGACCAGGUUUUAAUUGUCAAUAGAAAUGUAUUACUUAUUGAGUAAUGUACUACCAAUGUAGAAGAUUCAGGCCCAGAAAAAUGAUGCAACUGGCAGCCUUAUUAAUAGCUUGUGCCAUCUGGUGGCCGAUGCAUGGCUUGGGCCUACUGGUGGCCUAAAUAAGGUUCAUGAAUUCUGGUGGUAUAAUCAUUACUUAUGCCUUCUAGUGGCCAAUUCAUGGCUCAUGUUUUCUGAUGGCCAAUUAAUGGCUCAUGUUUUUCAUGGCUUAUGUUUUCUGAUGGCCAAUUCAUGGCUCAUAUGUUUUGGAUGGCCAAUUCAUGGCUCAUGUGUUUUGGAUGGCCAGUUCAUGGCUCAUGUUUUCUGGUGGCCAAUUCAUGGCUCAUGUUUUCUGAUGGCCAAUUCAUGACUUGUGUUUUCUGAUGGCCAAUUCAUGGCUCAUGUUUUCUGGUGGCAAUUCAUGGCUCAUAUGUUUUGGAUGGCCAAUUCAUGGCUCGUGUUUUCUGAUGGCCAAUUCAUGGCUCAUAUUUUCUGAUGGCCAAUUCAUGGCUCAUAUUUUCUGAUGGCCAAUUCAUGGCUCAUGUGUUUUGGAUGGCCAAUUCAUGGCUCGUGUUUUCUGAUGGCCAAUUCAUGGCUCGUGUUUUCUGAUGGCCAAUUCAUGGCUCAUGUUUUCUGAUGGCCAAUUCAUGGCUCAUGUUUUCUGAUGGCCAAUUCAUGACUUGUGUUUUCUGAUGGCCAAUUCAUGGCUCAUGUUUUCUGGUGGCAAUUCAUGGCUCAUAUGUUUUGGAUGGCCAAUUCAUGGCUCGUGUUUUCUGAUGGCCAAUUCAUGGCUCAUAUUUUCUGAUGGCCAAUUCAUGGCUCAUAUUUUCUGGUGGCCAAUUCAUGGCUCAUGUGUUUUGGAUGGCCAAUUCAUGGCUCGUGUUUUCUGAUGGCCAAUUCAUGGCUCGUGUUUUCUGAUGGCCAAUUCAUGGCUCAUGUUUUCUGAUGGCCAAUUCAUGGCUCCUGUUUUCUGGUGGCCAAUUCAUGGCUCAUGUGUUUUGGAUGGCCAAUUCAUGGCUCGUGUUUUCUGAUGGCCAAUUCAUGGCUCAUGUUUUCUGAUGGCCAAUUCAUGGCUCAUGUGUUUUGGAUGGCCAAUUCAUGGCUCAUGUGUUUUGGAUGGCCAAUUCAUGGCUCAUGUUUUCUGAUGGCCAAUUCAUGGCUCGUGUUUUCUGGUGGCCAAUUCAUGGCUCGUGUUUUCUGAUGGCCAAUUCAUGGCUUGUGUUUUCUGAUGGCCAAUUCAUGGCUCGUGUUUUCUGAUGGCCAAUUCAUGGCUUGUGUUUUCUGAUGGCCAAUUCAUGGCUGGUGUUUUCUGACGGCCAAUUCAUGGCUGGUGUUUUCUGGCGGCCAAUUCAUGGCUCGUGUUUUCUGGUGGCCAAUUCAUGGCUCGUGUUUUCUGGUGGCCAAUUCAUGGUUCGUGUUUUCUGGUGGCCAAUUCAUGGUUCGUGUUUUCUGAUGGCCAAUUCAUGGCUCAUGUUUUCUGGCGGCCAAUUCAUGGUUCGUGUUUUGGAUGGCCAGUUCAUGGCUCAUGUUUUCAGGGGGCCAAUUCAUGGCUCAUGUUUUUUGGAUGGCCUAUUUAUGCCCUAUUAUGUAUGGUGGCCCAUUCAUGGCUCGUGCCAUCUGAUGGCCUUUGACAAACCAUAGAUAAUCUCUCAGUCAUUUAUUCUGGCUUUACCUUCCUUCCCACCGGUGUUCUGGCAGGGGUAGAAUGUAUCAAAGGGGUGAAAUAGGUUAAUACAAAAAAAAUGAUUAUACAUAGCAUUGCAAGAUGGAUGCUUCCAGUAAAGCCAGUAUUUGGGAAGGUAACAGCCCUUUUAAAGCAAUUCUUUAUUGGAAGCCAUCACCAUGCCCUGACAAUACCAGUAAUUAGGAAGGGAACCUUUCACUUGUGUUCACAUAUGUCAUGGAAAUUACACAUUCUUAUUACUCAACGUAAUAGUACUUGUUUUGUCAAACUUGGAGAGGCUCAGCAGUCACUGCCAGAUAUUGAACCUGACACAUAUGUGUAACAGCAUUGGAUACGUGCUUUAUAUAAACACUCCAGGCACCACAGCCCAUACAACCCACUGCUGUGGUUAUGGUGCCAGGAUUACCCUGGCACCUGUCCAUUGUCAUCGGUCAAACCAUUUCUGAACAGUGUAACUUCUUACCUGGGAUCUGCUGGUUGCUGCUCCCGGCCUCCAGUACUAAUGUUGAGAGCCGUAGUUCUUAAGCAGGAAAUCUAGGACUUAGCUCAUUGGCUGAGAGCAAACAGCUCCCUAGAUAGUUCAAAAACGGCAUGACUACUAAAGAUUGGCAGGCACCAGGGUACUUCAUGCCAGCAAGCUGUAGUGGUUAUGGUGCUUGGAGUAUUGCUUUUGAAAUAAUAAGUGCCUGCUUUACCUAUGUAUAGUUUGAACAAAUCUUUCUUAAAAACUGGAACAGGCUGUGUUUAAAUUGGUCAUGUCAGCGAAGAAAAAAAUAACUAUGAAAAUCAGUGCAUUUUUUGUUAAAAAAUAAAUCUUUAAUGCCUUUUUUAGCAGACGGGGUGCAAUUAUUAUCAUUAUUAUUAUAAAAGGAGAUUUAUGACAUCUAGUCAUAAAAGAGUUAAAACAAAGUAGAGGAUUUUAAUAGACGCGCAAUAUUAGUGUGAAAGUCACUAUGCAGGGGGAAUUUUCAUAUUCAUGUAAAAAUCCCCAUCCUCUCCUGUUCUCAAUGAGAGGCAUUGGAAUGGACAAAAGUCAUCAAAAUUAACCAGAGGAGGAUUGGAGGCACAGCGAGAACACUGUCCUAGUGCUGGAAUAAAGGUACGUGUUAAUGGCUUUUUAUUUAAAAAAAAAAAAAUGUUUUAAAUAGUGGACAGUCAUUUAAAAUAAAACAAGAACACAGAUAAUUAAAACAUAUUAAAUGAAAGUGUUCGUUUAAGCAGACAUUAAGAGCAAAGUAGAGAAGAGUCAGGUGUAUUUGGGGAAAAUAUGGCACGUCAACAAAGCAACAUUGAAUGAAAGCAUAUCCAACGCUCCUGGGGCUGAUGGCAUUGGCUGAUCUGGGAUCAUCGCCCGCCAUUCAGGACAACAACAAAAAGCACGACUGAGCCAUAGAUCAUAUAUAUGUGUUACACUUUCUAAUUGCACAGAGACUAAAAUGACGUGUUAUUCAAGGGGUAGAACCACAUUGAAGUAAAGCAGUGUAAUUCAGUGUUUUCUUUGUGCUAUCCCUUUAAAUAAAGCCACCCCAGGUAAUCAUAGGAUAAAGUCAAAGGUAAAUAAAUACUAAUUUAAGCUGGGAAGGGACAGAAUGCAAUGAGUCAUAGUCAACUUCCCAAAAUGAUCAUUUCAGUGUGUCUCCAGAAGGGGGCAGCACCUGUGUUACUCAAGAUAUUUGGAAGUAAACAUUACAAAAAAGAGCAUGGAUGGCAUUAUUGCAAAUACAUUAACCCCUUAAGGACCAAACUUCUGGAAUAAAAAGGAAUCAUGACAUGUCACACAUGUCAUGUGUCCUUAAGGUUUUAAAAUACAUGUUUGAUAUACUAUUGAUGGGACAGUCCUGGCUGAAUGGGACCUCCAUGUUUUUAAUUUAUUUAAUAGAUAUAGGUAUUUAAAUAUUCAAAAACGUACAGUGCAGAGGAGUGUUUGGGCCAAUUUGACAACCAUCAUUGUGCCCCUGCCUCCCUCCUUGAGCCGGUCAGGAUUUUCCUGGCCCUCGAGGGACUGACUGGAGAAUCUGCCAAUGCCAAAAUCAGCCCUGUAUCUCCGGUAAGCAGGAACAAUAUGCUAAAUGUCAAAUCAAAACACAAAAUGUGAAUCUAUCUUCACGGCAAUGCUCCCAGCAGCUGAUAACCCCAUCUAUUGGCUCCAAAGUGCAGACAUUGUCUGGUCAGUAGGCACUAUGCUCAGGGGCCUGGCAUUACCAACUGAAUCUGCACACAGAAAGUCAUCUUUUUCAUGUCCUGCUCAUUAGAAUGUUAUACAAUACCAGGGUUGACUAUAGCUGGAAAGAGAUGUUGAGGUAUUCACAUUGCUUUUUUGGUGUUCAGCAAGCCCUCGAUAAAGGAUACCUUACAUUCAAGAACCACGAAAGUCACACAGACCACUUCAUCUCAGUGAUCUGGUUUGGCUGACUGGGGAAUAGUUUGUGAUCUGCACUUGGACUCUGGUCCAUCCAUGAUCCCUUUAUACUGCAUGGUUUUCUGACUUUUCCACCGAACGGUUUAUUCCAAUCAUCAUAACCACUACAGCCUGCUUUUGUGGUUAUGAUGGUUGAAGCAUCUUGGCGCAGUUCACCGGUAAUGGUGCAAACCACUGGCAACAGUUUGCCCUCUUACCUGGGUCCCUGCCAGGCACCAAGUCUUCUGUUCAGCAAAUUUACAACAUCCCACUUUUGGGGACAUCGGUGUACAAAGUUGGGAUAGAGGGACAUGACCUUAAUAUCAGGACUGUCUUGCAGAAAUUGAGAAUGUUAGGAGGCCUAUUAAUAGCAGGUUUCCUUACACCAUAAUUUAUACAUUCAGGAGAUGGAGGUGGUGGGUACAUCGCAGGUUGGCAACACUGACAAUGUGCCUGUGUGUAAAGGGGGCAUGUGACCCCAAAAUGGCAUGCUAGGAUGACUGGUGCUAUUACACUGAGCUCUGUGGACAUUCUUGCAUAUGUGCUUAAAUGUCCUGAAAUUCAUACAACAGCAUGGAGUACUUUAACAUAUCGCAACAGUGCCCCAACACCAGGUGACAGAGCUGAUCUGUAGGGCUAUCAGAGGAUGAUAAUAUCAUAUUACUUGAAAACUCAGAAUAUUCCCUUUAACAGUCCCUUUAAAAAGGAAACCGACUGGGCUAGAGAGAAACUUUCAAAUCUACCUGUCUGAUGUUUUUAGCUUGCUUGGCCUAUAGGGUGUCUCCCUUCUGUAGAAGAAACAUCGCUUGUGGUCAUACAUCACCCAGGGGUCUACUUUUCCCCCUGUUUUGUAAUGUGUUUACACCAACUUUUUAAUAUUCAUUGUUAAGUAAAACUAAAACAAAUUGCAUACCUUACCUCUUACAACAGUCAGCUGACACAUCACAUUUAACCCCUUAAGGACCAAACUUCUGGAAUAAAAGGGAAUCAUGACAUGUCACACAUGUCAUGUGUCCUUAAGGGGUUAAAGGGCACUGUGGGCACCAAUACUACUACAGCUUGUGCUAGUAUUUAUGAAGCAAAGAGCCUUUGGAACAUUUUCCUACAUAUUUGCCAAGCUGCAGCAGUUGGGACAGACUGUGGGUGCCAGAAGGGUCCGGUUUAUUGUCAAACUUCUCAAACUAGGGGCAACGCCCAGAGAGGCGUUACACCAGACCCACUACAAUGAGCUGCAGUUAGCAUAGUGUUUAGCGUGCUUCUUUAAUAUUUACUUAGUGAAUGUUCUACUGGCACUGGAAAAAAAAGACAGUUUCAAGGUGGGGAUGGGGAAACCAGUAAAUAGAAGAGAGAGGAUACUGGAACUAUAAAAACAAAAAAUGCAAACAACCCUGGUGACAUUUUGUGUGCAGACUUAACAUGCGAGUAGUUGGCGGCAUGACGAUUUAAACAUUAGGUGAUAUUACGGACAAUAACUCAUAGUGUCUUGACAACCACGUUACGCAGCUUAAGGUAAAAUAGCUGUAAUGGAAAAAUCUGUCCAGUUCGUCUAUUUUGGCUUACAAUUUACAGAAUGCAUUUUCCAUAACCGUCUACAGAUCAUGGUAAAAUAUAUUGUCGCUAUACAUGGACUUAGAAAUUCCAAACAGUUCCGGAACUUUAUCUGUUGAGCAAUUUGUAUUGUUUUUCCAAGAAAAAGAAAUAGACUAUGCUGCCUUUUUUUAUUUUUUGCUUUGACAGCAUUGUACCAGUUCAGAGAGGAACUGAGGAAGGUUUAAGGGUUAUUCCAAGGACCAUGAUCACUUCAGUGAUUUGAAUUGGUCAUGCUGGCUCUAGUGUGUACGUGCAGCGUUUUGUGUGUAACUCCCCCUCCUGCAGCGCCGUUAGCAAUCCUGGUACAAGAGUUCUGGGCUGGUGAAUGUCAAUUAUGUGCAUAUUUCUAUGCACAGAAAAGUUCAUUGGCUGAGAGUGAUUAGCUCACACUCAACGAGCGUCAUGAUUGGCAGCUCUGCAGAAGCUGGAUGUCAUAACCCUGCUGAACAGGAGGAUCCAACUAAGAGGGCACACACAUGGCUGUAGCGGUUUUGAUGGUUGGCGUAACCCUUUAAUAAACUGUGACAACAGUAUGAAACAAAUAUUUGCCAAUAUAAUGGAGUGUGGAAAAAUCUCCAAUUUAAUAAGUUUAUUAUUUCCUUAGAGUUUGGCAAAUUUGCAUAAAGUGGGAAAAACUGUAUCUAACUCACACGUCAGGGCGCAGUGAACAGAUAUUUUACUCUUAUUUAAUUUCUGAAACUAUUUCAUUAGAUCACAGAGUGUGUCUUUCUGGGUACAUUCCCGGAAUGUAAACAAUGUGGGGGAAUUUAGAGUUUUUUUCGACCUAAUUAAACUGCAGAAGUUUAUUUAAUUCCGUCAUUGAUGGACUCCAACAAGGGGAUUUACUGGAGAGGAAUUGCAAAAUAUUGGCUCUGGUUCUUGACAUCUUCCAUUUCUAUAUUCAGAGGAUUUAGUAAAAAAAAAAAAAAAAGAUACAAGCCACUCUGUUUGGGAAUAUAUCAAAUUGAUAGCAAGUAAGCUGUAUAUUUUAAAUCACACCAGCCUCGUGAUAGGACUACAACUCCUAUCAUUAAGCUGGUGGGAUUUAAAAUAUACAACCGAUGUAGUAGGAAAGUGAGACAACCACUUGGUACAUAGACUGUAAUCCCAAUCAUGCAACAGUGGUUGGCCGAACCUGAUAAGGAUAUCAGUCAACAACACCAUUAUAUGGCACAUCAUCAUUCAAUGGACCCAUAAAAAUUAUAUUGAAAAGCAGCAUUUACACUAAUACAGCCCUUAAAGAAUUUUUUUUUUAAUGUAUUUAUUUUUAUAUACAAAUCUCUAAAUCUCAAUACAAUCCCUAGUCUCUAUGAGAAGCUUUGGAAUAAAAAUGUGUCCUCUGUGCUGAGUAUACAGUUUGGUUUACUUCAGGGGGAUCAUGGCAAACUAAUCUUAUUGAUUUUUUUUUGAUUGGGUAACCAAAAUUAUAGAUCAGGGUGGUGCAGUAAACAUUGCUUACCUAGAUUUCAGUAAGGCUUUUGACACUGUUGCACAUAGAAGGCUUAUCAAUAAACUGCAAUCUUUAAGUUUGGAUUCAAAUAUUGUUGAAUGGGUAAGGCAGAGGGUUGUAGUUAAUGGAAUAUAUUCGAAGCUUGGAUUUGUCACCAGUGGGGUACCUCAGGGAUCUGUACUUGGACCCAUUCUCUUUAAUAGCUUUAUUAGUGAUAUUGCAGAAGGUCUUGAUGGUAAGGCAUGUCUUUUUGCUGAUGAUACUAAGAUAUGUAACAGAGAGCAAAAAACGGGUCGCAAGAGUAUUCUGAGAACGGACAACAGCUAGAAUAGCCUGCCCUUCGGUGGGUCCCCGCUCAGAACUCAAGCUGGUUUUAGCUCAUCUUGUGCCAUUACAGAGAGAACAUUUCUGAAGCAUAUCAGACUGGUCCCAGCCAUACGGGCAGUCCAGAUCCGAAAUGCCAGCAAGUUCUCUCUGCACGAGAGAUACAGCAACCCCAGACGAACGUUUCAGCCUUGUUAGGCAUCAUCAGUGAGGCAUAGCUGAUAUCUCUCUAGGCACCGUGAGCAAGGGGUCCACGUCUGGAUUACCCUUUAAACUAAUGGAGAGCAAAAAACGGGUCGCAAGAGUAUUCUGAGAACGGACAACAGCUAGAAUAGCCUGCCCUUUGGCCUGCCCUCACUGAUGAAUACAGAAUAUUUGAUAGAGUCCUAACCUCAACAUAUGAGGAAAGGGAUUUAGGGGUGAUUAUUUCUGAUGACUUAAAGGUAGGCAGACAAUGUAAUAGAGCAGCAGGAAAUGCUAGCAGAAUGCUUGGUUGUAUAAGGAGAGGUAUUAGCAGUGGAAAGAGGGAAGUGCUCAUGCCAUUGUACAGAACACUGGUGAGACCUCACUUGGAGUAUUGUACGCAGUACUGGAGACUAGGGAUCGACAGAUUAUCGAUUUUGCCAAUAUUAUCAGCCGAUAUCCUGAUUUUUUGUAAGUAUCGGUAUCGGCCAAUAAUCACCGGUAAUGGCUAUAAUGAGGUGGGCCGGUGCGUAUGGCGCUCUCUCCUGCCAGGCACUCUGUGUAGUGUGGCCGAGCGCAGCAGUGCGCACUGUGGUCCAGGAACUUAUGUUUCCUGUACCUGGCCGGACUGAAAGGAAGUGCUCACUGAGAGAGCACUUCCUGUCAGUCCGGCCGGGUACAGGAGACUGAAUCUCCCUUAACCCGGAAGACAAGACAGGGGGAAGUUACACUUUGGGAGAGGGGAGGGAGGGAGAGGGGGAGGAAAGAACACUAUGGGACAGGGGAGGGAGGGGGAAGGAAAGAACACUAUGGGACAGCUGAGGGAGUGGGAAGGAAAGAACACUAUGGGACAGGGGAGGGGGAAGGAAAGAACACUUUGAGACGGGGGGGGGAAGAAUGAACACUAUGGGACAGGGGAGGGGGAGGAAAGAACACUAUGAAACAGGGGAGGGAGGGGGGAGGAAAGAACACUGUGGGACAGGGGAGGGGGAAGGAGGAAAAACUCUAUGGGACGGGGAGGGGAGGAAAGAACACUAUGGGACGGCAAGGGGAGGAAAAAACGCUAUGGGACAGGAGAGGGUGAGGAAAAAAAGCUAUGGGACAGGGAGGGGGUGGAGUAGAGAACACUAUGGGACAGAGGAGGGGAGAACACUAUGGUUUAGGGGGGGAAAGGGGAAGGAGGAAAGAACACUAUGGGGGGAGAACACUAUGGGACAGGGGAGGGGGAAAGAACACUGAGGGGGGAGAGAGGAACAUUAAGGGAGGGCACUAAUGUACAGGGAAGGGACAAGGGACACUGGGGAGGAGUGGGGGCACUAAAAGGUAAGGGAGAUAAACAUUAAGGGGAAUGGCACAUAUUUACACAAAAACACACUACACCCACAACACACACAAACACAUUGCAUCCACUACACAAAACACACACACUGCAUUUACUAAUCAAAUACUCACACUGCAUCCACUACACACACAUAUAAAUAUUCCUGAAAACAUAAAAAAAAUCUGACUUGCAUGUAUAUUUUGUGCAUUUACCACUUAAUAAAAAAAAAAGAUUUGCAAAAAAAAAAUAUAUUUUUUUUUCAAAACAGUAAAUGUACAGAAUAUCAGUAAGCUAUCGGCCUGAAAGUUCACAGAUUAUCAGUAUCAAUAUUGGUCGAUCCCUACGGGGGGAAAUGAUAGAAACAUUUAAAUACAUAAAGGGAAUCAAGGAGGAGACUAUAUUUAAAAGGAGAACUACCAUAACAAGGGGACAUAGUCUUAAAUUAGAGGGGCAAAGGUUUAAAAAUAAUAUCAGGAAGUAUUACUUUACUGAGAGGGUAGUGGAUGCAUGGAAUAGCCUUCCAGCUGAAGUGGUAGAGGUUAACACAAUGAAGGAGUUUAAGCAUGCGUGGGAUAGGCAUAAGGCUACCCUAACUAUAAGAUAAGACUAGGGACUAAUGAAAGUAUUGAGAAAAUUGGGCAGACUAGAUGGUUCUUAUCAAACGUCACAUUCCAUGUUUCUGUGUUUGUAAAAAUUUUAGUAAACAAUUCAUUAUAUGCAUUAAAAGCAUUAUACAUUAUAUUUAUGCAUUUUGGACAUAGAGUCAGUGUCCCUUUAAUAGAAUUGAAUUAGAGCGUUUCUGGACUUUAAUGAUGAUCACUAACUACUCAGCAAAAAAUAAAAAUAAAUGUGCAGGUAGAGGAAUUUCUGUAUGUCAAAGAUUGUAAACUGAUGAUAUUCACAUAAAUGCACAAAAAAUUCCUUUUGAAAAAUUCUAUGGCUAAAAUGGGUAUUUCAGCAAAUACACAAACCAAGUGUUUCCACCUACAGACAGUCUGCUUAGAUCCUGUUAGAAAUGAUCAGUAGGGUGUUUAAACAAAGGAGGCAUUUUGUAGCUUUAUUCAGUAAUUUUAUUAAAUAUCUACUUAAUAUUUACCAGAAGCAGAAAAGGGCAUUGUAAGUAGCAAAGUGACAAAAUUCCUCCAACCUACAGUUCAUAGCAAGCAAAACCCUUAUUUAAUCACAUUUUAUUAAAACUGAAACCCUUUAAUAUUUGUCAAAAUAGCUGAAAGCAGACUCAUCAUCGCUGGAAUUAUUGUGAAUUUUCAACAAUUCAGCAAUUUUGUUGUAAAAUCUGACUCUGGUCAGUUUCUCCACGAUAUCUAGAUUCCUGGUAUAUAUCAAAUAAGAAUAUCAAGGUUAACCGUAAUGGUGAGAUGCUGGUAUUUAUAAAUAAAAUGUACACAUUAAAGGGAAACUUUAGGUUCAGAAUUAAGUUGUUAUGGUGCCUGGUGAAGGGUUAAACCAUUCGUGAACGUACAUAUUUUUCAAAAGCCAUUUUUAUGAACGGGGAGCUACUGGUUGACUUAGAGCGUCAGCUGACAUUCUCAGAGCUGGAGAGAAUACUUUGGCUCAUAAUGUUUGUGACCUCCUAACAUCAUAAAAACAUCAUUCCGAUGAAGUCAUUAUGGUACCCAGAGUGUUCAUUUAAAUUAUAGAUUUAAUUUGGGGGAGGGGGCUUAAAUAUUUGAUCUUCAAGGUUUUUCUCAAUGGGAAUAGAAACGUCUAAACCAGGGGCAGGCAACCUUCGGCACUCCUGAAAUUGUGGACUACAACUCCCUCAAUGCUAUUACAGCCAUUAUGAUAGCAAAGCCUUAAGGGAGAUUUAGUCUACAACAUCUGGGGUGCCGAAGCUAUAUGUGAAUAGUAGCUGUGUCAAUCCUGAUAUGCAGAAUAUUUCGAGGUAUGGAUUAUAAUGGAUGCUACGUAAUAAAAGUGGCCACACUGUGUUUAAUUGUCAUUUAAUUCGUUUUUAUUUGCACCCAGUCCAUGCCAAAUAAUUCCACUGUGCUCCUGUGUCAUCAAUCAUUCGUCUGCUUUUCUAAGCUGGUUUUGGGCUAGAUGUUUUGUGCUAUCAAUAUAGAAAAAAAUCAACAUGGUUUAUCCCCAACGAAUUUACUGGGUUAUUCACCAAAGUGAGAAGUUAAAGUGCAUUCAAAGUUAAUUUCAAAUUUAAGGUGAAAAUAGUCACUGGAAAAAUUAUACGAGUCAGCUAUGUUUUCAUUUCAGCUAGUCUGGCCUGAGACUCACUUUGAAUUCUCUCGUCUUAGUAAAUAAUCCUUACUCUGCCAAUGUGUUUUUCUGGGGGGGGGUUUGUGAAGCAAAGAAAUUCUGUUUUAUACUUAAGGAAAUGGUAAAUGUGCAUUAAAAAUAUAUAUAUUUGAGAAGCCAAGUAUAUCUGCUCGAUGUGUUCUGAAUUUUAACUGAUGUAUUGUAACUCCGAUAUGCCAGUGUUAGUCAUCACCGCCACAAGGGAUCGAAUUAUAGGGUCAUAAAUAUUGCUAGAAAGUAAAUAUGGAGCAACAUUUCUAAAGGAAUAGAAAUAAAAUAUUAAUAGAAAAUAAUACCCUAAAGGUAUUGUGGAAAAUAAACAAGAUGUUUUCUGACAUCAUAUGGUUCCAGCUCUCAUACAGCAACUGCUGGAAAAUCCAAGGAAUAUUUUUUUUCCAUAACAAUGCAUGUACAGAAAGAGAUAACAAAUUAAUUAUAAUGCGCACUGACAAACAGUGACGCAAAUCUGUUUAUAGCUGGAGCCAUUUUUAGAAAAGCGUUAGAGAGAAAUGUAAGAUCUGCAGCGUGUAAGGCUAAAGCUGAAGGACGCCUCCACUUGGAAAUUGCACACAAUAUACAAUAACCAGUCUUGGAUCACCUUGGCUCUGCAGGCUGGAGCAUUGCUGAGCAUCAUGGGAAAUUUCACAGAGAGACAACAUGCAUGUCUAAUCGCUCUUUUUAUUAAUUGCUUUUUAAUUAUCUGUGUUUAGUAGAUAUAUCUCCAACGGAAACUUGCAUGAAUUUAAUUAAGCAAUUUUUACAUUGGGUUAUAUCGUAACACAGUUUUGCAAAGCUACAGAUCUCUUGUCUGCAGCCUUUGCAAGCCCUCCCCUUCUAACCCCGCCAAGACUUUCUGUGGCUGUCCAAUCACAGACAUCCCAAUGCAGCUUAAUGAGAAGCCUUUGCAACGGCUCUGGGCCGUUGCUGCCUCUUAAGUUUAGUUCUACUGAGCUAACCAAACCAGGAAGUAACAGGAUCGGUUGUCUGAUUGACAGCCAGAGGGUGUAACAAGGUUCAUCUCAGUCACUCAGACAAACACUAGAUAUGCUUACUGGCCCAGUGCUGCACAAUGCUCUGCUUGGAGACGCUGAACCCUCCCCAUAGAGGUGUACUGAGUCAAAGCGUCUCUAUGAGCAGUUGCUGAUUGGCGCAGAGCAACGUAUUGCUGUGCAUGCAAAAUAGCCUCUCAAUGCUUUCCUAUGGGAAAGCAUUGGAUUGGCUGAGAUAAUCAAGUUUGAUGAUCUCAGUCAAGGGGGCAGGGCAUGAGUGGGACCAGCCAUGACCAAACCCUUGUGGCACUGUAAAAAAGUAAAUAAAUCACCUUUUUAACCAGAGGCAAGGAGGAGAGGCCGUUGGACUAAACAGCUAUUUAGACUUAUGGUGUCACGAAUACAUGUUUGCGUUCCUGACACUAUAGUGUUCCUUUAACUUUAAUUUUUAAAAGCAAAAGGGGCGAUGGACAGAAGGGAACCAGGGAACCUAUAAUCCCAAAAUAACAAUAAUUUUCAGGACUAUAGGUUAACUUUAAAUUCCGCUAAAUGCGAAUAAAAUAAUAUAUAUUUUCUGCUCUUCAUAUCAAAGAACUGAAGUUGUUUCCAGCAGGACACAGUUUGUGAAACAAGAGCAGCUGAGGAUAGAGAGGAAUCGAGAUUAUGUUGUUACCACUAUGAUACUUUUUAUCCAUGCUCUGUUACGUUUUGUUCAGUUUUUACAUAUAAUAACAUAGUAAAUUAAAAAUGUAUUGUGCGCUAUUUUCAUAACCUUUGCAGUAAUUAUGAAGCAGCAUUUAUAUUACGUGCUGUUUUCUGUACCUGCCUGGCUGACAGCUGAUUAGACGUACACUGGGGCUGCAGCAUGUGCUGGAUUAUUUUAUAAAUUCAGGACUCAGGAACGUUGCUUUACGGCCACCACACUGGGAGUCCACCAGCUCUCCUUCCAUAUCAACAUUGGGAAUGUAAUUAAACUCGGUGUCUGAGUGUCUGUCUGAGUGUGAUUGUAUACAGACAAGAUGAAGAAGAAAAUAGACUGUAACAAGAGCUAUACACACUAUUCUCAAACUAUUAUGAGGUCUGCUUAAAAAGAACUUUAGCUUCUACUUUUUAAACUUUUGUGGCUUCUUCAAAGACCGCUUCAAUUCCAAGACGUGGUCGUGCGCAGUCGUCCUGUCCUUUUAACCUUGCAAUAUAAAACAAUGUCUUUGAGACAGCCGCUAGAGGUGCUUCUACAACAACUGAGUGAAACUCUGUCACAUGAUGUUGCAGUUCAUAGUAAAGCAUUGAAUGCUUUCCUGCGAGAAGUAUCUGGAGCUCGGUGCACAUGCGCAGAAGUUCCCAGUACUCCUCUAUGAAGAGCACUGGAUUGGCCAUUGAGAGCUGGAUGACACCACGGGAGGUGUAGCGGCCAGGAGCUCAGAGGACCUCUCAUUGCAGGAGAAAAGGCAGGUAAUGACCUGUUUUUUAGGUUUUUACUGAAAACAUCAGUUCCUAUAGUUUUCAGAUUGCCUGGUACUCCACUGACUGUGUAAAAAACACCACCACCACUCAACACAAGGAUAAAGUGAUGCCAAGGGCAUAGAAGUAAGGUUUAGGCAACAUCUUUUCACGUCCUCACACUUCCCCUGGCUUACUUCGCUGCAUCUCCCUCUCUCCUCGUGGAGACACCAGCCUUUGCGGAGUGUCGGCCCAACCAAUUUGACACCCGCAAACUGGUAGCGAGUCUGCUUCAGUAGUGGUGCCGCAUUCUACUCGUGGUCCGGGAAGGGCUUCCACAGUUUGGCAUGGUGGCAGGAUCUGGCCUUCCUGGGAGUUCACACGGUGGGAAGGUACUUUCUUAAAGGGGCAGGAGGUGUGUCAGGAGCCCAGGGAUGAUGUGGAGUGGACGUAUCUCUUCACACAUAUUUAACAAGCUGUCUCCUAGUCCUCUUAGCUCAGUUGUACUUGCUUAUUGUGGGUUUCACUUAAGUGUGCCCAUCCUCUGUUAUUUGAUUACCCGGUAUCUGACCCUAUGCUUGUUAUAUUUCUUCAGAGUAAGAUCACAUUUUGGCUGACACCUUGGUCCCCACGUGCAUGCAUGCAUCUCGCACAAUGUUACGUGCACGUAUAACGGACUGUGAACGCGUGUGCACCUGGUUGCAUGUGCAGGGAUGAAGCUGUCAGUUGGUUUGUGAGGGAGGGAGGGGAGUAGAGCGUGCCAGUCACUUUCCUUAGUUCAGAGGAGCUAACGGAAGUAGGAAGGAAUCCUGUGGCUGUUUGAUUGACAGCCAGUGGGGAGGUCCAUAUUGCUGAUUUCUCCGACUGGGGUUAAAUGAGGAUACUCCUCGCCAUAAAGCACUUUGGCUUUGCUUUUGGGAUGUGGAGUGGUCCUUUAAUGUAGCUGUUCUGGUGUCUACACUCAGGCCGUCCCUGAAGACUUUGUAACGUAAACACUGCCUUCUCAGAGGGACCUGAGACAAGGGGGGAGGGGUGGGGGAUCACUGAGACAAGGGGGGGGGUCACUGAGACAAGGGGAGAAGGGGGGUCACUGAGACCAGGGGGGAGGGAUGGGUCACUGAGAUAAGGGGGGCACUAGUAGGAAGAGGAGAGCUCUAACAGUGACAUCACUUCCUGUCAGAGUGCUCUGUGUGGGGGGCUAUGUUGUCACUUCCUGUUGGAGUGCUCAGUGUGGGAGGGGCUAUGUUGUCACUUCCUGUCGGAGUGCUCAGUGUGGGCGGGCUAUGUUGUCACUUCCUGUCGGAGUGCUCAGUGUGGGCGGGCUAUGUUGUCACUUCCUGUCGGAGUGCUCAGUGUGGGAGGGGCUAUGUUGUCACUUCCUGUCGGAGUGCUCAGUGUGGGAGGGGCUAUGUUGUCACUUCCUGUCGGAGUGCUCAGUGUGGAGGGGCUAUGUUGUCACUUCCUGUCGGAGUGCUCAGUGUGGAAGGGGCUAUGUUGUCACUUCCUGUCGGAGUGCUCAGUGUGGGAGGGGCUAUGUUGUCACUUCCUGUCGGAGUGCUCAGUGUGGGAGGGGCUAUGUUGUCACUUCCUGUCGGAGUGCUCAGUGUGGGAGGGGCUAUGUUGUCACUUCCUGUCGGAGUGCUCAGUGUGGAAGGGGCUAUGUUGUCACUUCCUGUCGGAGUGCUCAGUGUGGGAGGGGCUAUGUUGUCACUUCCUGUCGGAGUGCUCAGUGUGGGAGGGGCUAUGUUGUCACUUCCUGUCGGAGUGCUCAGUGUGGGAGGGGCUAUGUUGUCACUUCCUGUUGGGGUGCUAGGUGUAUCUUGAUGUCACUUCCUGUGUCACUGACAUUGCUCCCCCACCUAUUUCCUGUUUGUCUGAGAGACACUCACAGGAGGCUGAUAAUGAAGACUUAUGGUAGUGAGUGAAUUUACUCUGAUAGGGAAAGGGGAGAGUGAGUGCUUACUGAGUGUGAGUGCAGAGAAAGAGAGAGUGAGUGCUGCCUGAGUGUGACUGCAGGGAAGGGGAGAGUGAGUGCUGUGUGAGUGCAGGCAAGGAGAAAGCAAGUGCUGUCUGAGUGUGAGUGCAGGCAAGGAGAAAGCAAGUGCUGUCUGAGUGUGAGUGCAGGCAAGGAGAGAGCGAGUGCUGCCUGAGUGUGAGUGCAGGCAAGGAGAGAGCGAGUGCUGCCUGAGUGUGAGUGCAGGCAAGGAGAGAGCGAGUGCUGCCUGAGUGUGAGUGCAGGCAAGGAGAGAGCGAGUGCUGCCUGAGUGUGAGUGCAGGCAAGGAGAGAGCGAGUGCUGCCUGAGUGUGAGUGCAGGCAAGGAGAGAGCGAGUGCUGCCUGAGUGUGAGUGCAGGCAAGGAGAGAGCGAGUGCUGCCUGAGUGUGAGUGCAGGCAAGGAGAGAGCGAGUGCUGGCUGAGUGUGAGUGCAGGCAAGGAGAGAGCGAGUGCUGCCUGAGUGUGAGUGCAGGCAAGGAGAGAGCGAGUGCUGCCUGAGUGUGAGUGCAGGCAAGGAGAGAACGAGUGCUGCCUGAAUGUGAGUGCAGGCAAGGAGAAAGCGAGUGCUGCCUGAGUGUGAGUGCAGGCAAGGAGAGAGCGAGUGCUGCCUGAGUGUGAGUGCAGGCAAGGAGAGCGCGAGUGCUGCCUGAGUGUGAGUGCAGGCAAGGAGAGAGCGAGUGCUGCCUGAGUGUGAGUGCAGGCAAGGAGAAAGCGAGUGCUGCCUGAGUGUGAGUGCAGGCAAGGAGAGAACGAGUGCUGCCUGAGUGUGAGUGCAGGCAAGGAGAAAGCGAGUGCUGCCUGAGUGUGAGUGCAGGGAAGGAGAGAGCGAGUGCUGUGAGUGUGCAGGGAAGGAGAGAGCGAGUACUGUGAGUGUGCAGGGAAGGAGAGAGCGAGUGCUGUGUGAGUGCAGGGAAGGAGAGAGCGAGUGCUGUGUGAGUGCAGGGAAGGAGAGAGCGAGUGCUGCCUGAGUCUGAGUGCAGGCAAGGAGAGAGCGAGUGCUGCCUGAGUCUGAGUGCAGGCAAGGAGAGAGUGAAUGCAGGCAAGGAGAGAGCGAGUGCUGCCUGAGUGUGAGUGCAGGCAAGGAGAGAGCGAGUGCUGUGUGAGUGCAGGCAAGGAGAGAGCGAGUGCUGCCUGAGUGUGAGUGCAGGCAAGGAGAGAGCGAGUGCUGCCUGAGUGUGAGUGCAGAGAAGGAGAGAGUGAUGUCCGCUGUGAGAGUAAACAUUUUUAGUUCCUGUUAAGACAUCAGUUACACUUUCUGAGCUCUUAUCCUUCCUUGCUUUAGGAAAGUAAUACAUUGCUCACAGCAAACCAUGGGCCGGAACUGCUCAUUGACUCCAUACUGGCAUUAUAAAGGCAGUUUCAGAGCCAGUGGGAUUGGACAGAGACUGGUUCUCUAUUGCUGGGGAUAGGGGUUUGGUAGUAGGCCUGGGGUGACGUAUCUGUUAUCACAUCCCUGAUUCUCAUAUCAUACACAGUAUAUGUGCUGUCAAUUAAUAUCAGAUGCUGGGAACAAUGAUUGUGCUUGGCUAUGCGACAGAUCUAAGAUCUGCCUGAAAGUUUAAUUUUAAAUCAGUGAUGUUAAUGGUAACAGUCUCAGAAUGAAUUGUACACUGAUUUCUUAAUGCUAGUCAUGGCCUAAGACAGUUCCUGACAGAACGGGAACCCAAAAUGUGCAAAGAUGGGACAGCUGGCAAUGAUGUCUUAAACCUAGAUAAAAUACUGUAUCUUUAACUAGCACAACAUAUCCAGGAUUGGACAAUCCUCACAUCUGAAGGAAUUAACACAGACUAACAGGGUUAUCCACUAAAGUGAGGAUUCGAAGUGAAUUUAAAAUUUAAGGUCAAAGUAGCUGAAUUGGAAGAAUUCUCUAAGCUAGUUGUGCUUCCAUUUUGUAUACUUUUGACUUUGAAUUCUAUGGAGUAUUUCACAAGACCGCAGGAUCAUCCAUAGAUAGAGCUUCUUGAUCAGUGUCCGGCGUAGGAAAAAUACUGAGACAAAGUAGUCCCUAUUUUAUCUCCGUAUAUCUUUUGAUUGGAUUGGAAUUUCAGUGAUAUUUCAACAUGGUCAGUAUAGUAUUUCAUAAUAAUUUUAUCAUUAUCUCCUUUUGUGGGGCCAUUGGGGUGACGGUACUGCUUAAAAGUAAAUUUCAAAACUGAAGUCAAAUUAACCAAAUUGGAGAUAUUCUCUAAAUCGUCUGUGCUUCAGGAUUAGCUACUUGGGCCUUAAAGGACCACUAUAGGCACCCAGACCACUUCAGCUCAAUGAAGUGGUCUGGGUGCCAGGUCCCCCAGGUUUUAACUCUGCAACUGUAAACAUAGCAGUUUCAGAUAAACUGCUAUGUUUACACUGAGGGUUAAUCCAGCCGCUAGAUGCCGCUUCCGCGAUUUUCACAGUGAGAAGACGCUGACGUCCAUAGGAAAGCAUUGAGUACUUGCCAUGCAUUCGGAGCUGACGUCAGCAGGAGGAGGAGAGUUCCCCAGUGCCGAGGGAGCCCAGCGCUGGAGAAAGGUAAGUGGCUGAAGGGGUUUUAACCCCUUCAGCCCAGCGGGAGGGGGGCCAUGAGGGUGGGGGGGAACCUAAGGACUACAUAUCACUAUAGUGGUCCUUUAAAGUUGCUUUAACCAGGUACACAUACCACAUUUCACCAUGGUUGAGUCACCCUUCAUUUUGUAGGUUAAAUUACAUUUCUCCAUGAUAAGGUUGACAGGUCCAGUGGGUUGGCCAUUUGUCUGCUUAUUAGCAGCUGUGGGUCCUUCAGGUUUUUGAAUUGAAUGUUGCAUUUUUCAAUUCUUUACCAGCUAUUUAUCGCAGGCAUCCAGAAACCCACGUUCUCCAUAUGUGCUGAAGCUACUGAACAGGAUAUCCUGUGCAAUUAAAUACAAUUAACACGUUAAGCACCAAAUGCCACAUUAUAUUAAUGCAAGCUUCUAGCUGUAUUCCCGGUGUCAAAAAUUGAAUAUGACUUAUUUAGCUUGGCUGCUGUGUACAGAACUGGUACAGUGCCCGAUCAUUAAAUAGCAGAUUAUUAUGACAGCAUUGACAUAGUAAUUAUUACUUAAAGGACCACUAUAGGCACCCAGACCACUUCAGCUUAAUGAAGUGGUCUGGGUGCCUGGUCCAGCUAGGGUUAACCCUUUUUUUUUUUUUUUUUAUAAACAUAGCAGUUUCAGAGAAACUGCUAUGUUUACACUGAGGGUUAAUCCAGCCUCUAGUGGCUGUCUCAUUGACAGCCGCUAGAGGCGUUUGCGUGCUUCUCACCGUGAAAAUCACAGUGAGAAGACGCCAGCGUCCAUAAGAAAGCAUUGUAAAUGCUUUACUAUGAACUGGCUGAAUGCGCGCGUGGCUCCUGACGCGCAUGCGCAUUCAGCCGAUGGCGUUGCUAGGAAGGAGGAGAGGAGGAAAGCUCUCCGCCUUGCGCUGGAGAAAUGUAAGAUUUUAACCUCUUCCUCUCCCCAGAGUCCGGCGGGAGGGGGACCCUGAGGGUUGGGGCAUCCUCAGGGCACUAUAGGUCUGCUCACGCUGUUCGCUGUAAUUGUAAAUGGAUUGUAUUUUACUACACUCCGCAAGAAAAUGGGUAAACAUAAACUAAUAGUCUUUACAGUUUUAGACAUCUUUAGCACCCAAGGGCGCUGUUUGGGUCCAAUCUUAGCACAGUUACAUUGAUGUUCGCAAAGGAGGUUUAGCUGUCUGAUCUUGUUUAUUACUGCGAGAACUAUAUUUAAAUCUAUAUAAUUUGGUGACAUUGUAACUGUCAUGCAGUGAGUCAUGAUGUCACUUUGCCAGUAAUGAGCAUCAGUGACAUGUGCAUCUGUACAGAGGAAACAGAAAGGAGAAGUAGCUUAAGGAAGAAACUUUAAAAUAAAACUCAGAUACUCCUACAGCCUGUUACCACGCUGUGUAAAGCAUUCAAAAUAAUGUUUUAAGGGAUGGGGGGGUUUUUUGUGGUUUUUUUUUUUUUGAAUGAGCUGAUUUUGCUGUUGCAACGUGUUGGAUGUAACGUUAGCCAAAUACUUGCUUCAUAGGUUGGAUGGGGUAGAGGUUUAAACAUGUUAUGUUUGCAUCAGGUAACAAUUUAACAGUGAUUUUCUUUUUUCCAUUACUGUGUGUGUGUGUGUGUAUACAUGUACAAGAGCUGCGGGAUAAGUUGGCACCAUAUAAAGGCCAAUAAUAAUAAUAUUAUACACUAAAGCCGUUUAUAGUAUGUUGCAGUUUGUUCUGUUAAGUAACAGGACACCAGAAGGAUAAAUGUUCUGUGGGCAGUGUGUGUUGGAUCACGUCAUGGCAUUCUUUAUUUCUGGACAUGGGUAACAAAGAGGAAGGGAGAAAGCCCCGGUGUCGGGCAGGAGAGAGAGUGACAGAACAGCCAGUAGGCACGUAAUUCCUUAUCAUCCUCUUUCCAUUCUACGAGUAUAGGCAUAUAGUUUAAUGGGAGAGUUAGUAUUCUUCAUUAAUGAACACUUCUGCACAUAAACGCAGAGUAAUAUAAAUAAUGUCGUGCAAAAGAUCCAGAUCACUCUUGGCAACAGGACAAUUCUGGUUUAAUGUAGUGCUUCAGGUGCAAUGAGACUAUCGCUGAAGUCUUGGCAAAGUAAGCACUCUCUCAUCUGAGAAAUCAGACUUGCGGCUGGCUUGAGUUCUCAGUCCCUUCUCGAGGUUCAUAUUAGGACAGUUCUUUUACCGGGUGGGUGGCUAGCCUCUUGGGUGCUCUGUUUGGUUUUGCCAGCAAGGUAAAUGGGAAGUCCACAGAAUGGUGAAAAUAGUUUUUGUUUUUUUCGUUUUUGAGGUCCUUUGUAACACACACUCACUAUUUGUGCAUGUUUGUGUUUCUAACAGACCAUUCCUGAAAUGUAUUUUUAUUUAUCGGCAUGAUCUUUGGCUAUGUAGAUACCUAGUGAGGAACACUGUGUGCCUGGAGGCUGACAAUUGGCCUACAUACACAGAGCCAUUGAAUAAAGUGCCCAGGUUUGGUUGUAUAUGUGAUAAUAAAAUAUCAGAAUAAAUGAAGAUCCUAUUAAGUUCUGGCAAUCACUUUUUGAGGCUUUUAACUUUUCUAGGUAAUAAGGUAGAAGCAAUCAAAAUCUACCAUAGUUUCACACCGGAAAAGAAACCUAAAACAUGCACUAGUUUUGUGAAAAUCUGCUUUGUUGUGAUGGAAACGGCAACUAAUUUACAUUUUGUGGCAUCUUAAAUCACUUUACAGGAUCUUUACCACUUCAAAUAGACAGGAAACAAGUCAAAAUGGCCCAGUUUCCGAGCUGAUGCAACAUGUCUAAAGACAUAUCAUUAUAUAGCAGACAUCCUCCUGAAUGUCAGGGAUUGCCACCAAGCCGAACGGCCAGUGGACCUGCUCCAAUUGAUCAGCACCCAGCCUUUGGCAUUAUUUUAACUUCGACUUUUAGUGAAUUUACCAAAUUUAGUGUUAAAUUAGACUGCAGGUUUUUGACUGUCAACAUCACCAUUUUGUCUGAAAUGCCCUACCAAUGAACUGCAAUGAACCUCUUGGCACUUUAACUUCAGUUAUGGAUAAUUUUCAGGCACCUCUUGAUGCUGUGUCCGUUAUCACCGUUUUCCAAAGCCCAUCCAUCUUCUCAUUUGGAUGUCAGCAGGUGGCUGCUUGCCAUGCAUUUACUAGUUUUUCAGCGCUGCAAUGCUUGCCAAUUUUAUAAAUUUCUUAUGUCAGACUCAUUUGUGGACUCAGGAGUAGCCUAUCUUGUGGCAGCUGAUCCUCGCAGAAAGCAAAUCUCUUAACUCAGAAUCUAAACUCAGAACCCGGUCUGUUACCUACACUGGGAUAGCUCUUUGUUUCUAGAAUGGGAUUGAACACCACCCAAUCAGCCUUCCUUGUAACAACCACCUGUCGUCAUGGCGUUUGGGGAAACAAAACAAAGUGUGUCCUUAUGCCUAAGCACCUAAACAAAAACCCCCCAAAAAACCUAAUUUUUCUUUUAGAUGUAAAACUAGGAAGUGUUAACUCCUCCUUUGUCAUCCAAAUCUUUGUUGUGCAUCCACUCGGUGCUUCCGAUCAGAGGUGGCUAUCCCAAAUUAACUGAAAGUAAAGUUUUGACUGGGCUGUGACAGUCCUAAGAUCUCGGGACCUAGUCACGUGUUCUUAGAGGGGCCUGCUGGCCAGCCUCUUACCAAAAGACUAUGGGCCAUUUAAAAAAUAUGUGAACAGACUUGGUUCGUGGGAUUUUAUAUUUGGUUCGGGAACCGAACAGCCGCACGAACCGGAGACCACCCUGGAGCUUGUUAAGCUUGUUAAGCCUAAUUGCUACUAUGUAGUGUUCUAAGUGUUCAUCUGGGUGGCCGCAAUUCCUAUGGACGACCAUGAGGUGGCGGCCAUCUUGUUCGUAUGAACGCAGGCAGCGGUGUUUGGGCAUGAAUCUCAAGGAACUGAAAAUGGACACAGAAACUCCCGAACGCCGCUGGACUUCCAGCAUCGCCUGCUUUCGGUUCCACAACACUUAGAAAGCGCUGUCCAGUGGCAGGGUAAGACUAUUGACUAUUUUCGGUAGUUUGUUUGUUUUUAAACUACCGAACAAGACCGACUGCAAGCCCUGAUUCUCUGGAACUGUUUUGGGCAUGGGACCAUGCGGGCGUGCGGUCAAAAUUAAGACUUCCAGGAAAUUCCUGAACCCCUGAACUGAUCUGGGUGAUUUUUGGAUAUAUUGGUCACCCUGAUCAGGGCUAUAAGAGGAUGUGGGGUUUUUAUGUAUUUUUAGGGUACUUUUGGGGUGUUUGGGGAAAAAAUGGGUUUUUCUUUGCUUGGAGAUAAUUGGAUCCAAUUAUCUUUCAGGCACUAAAGAGGGAUUAUCUGAUUAUUUUUUUUGAUUUUUUUUUUUUUUUUUAAAUUUUUUUUUUUUUUUGUACAGAAAGGAGUUACACACAUGCCUGAGGUACCCCAACAGCAUUCCUCAGGCUGACCAUCACGUAUCACAGUUGUGUAACAGAUGAGACUGGCACAUUUUUAGAAGAUGAGAGUAAAGGAGGUAAUCAUGUCAGUACACAAAUUAUUAAACAUACUAGAUGUCAGGUCACAAGAGUAAGAACAAGUAUCUUAGGGAUUAUCUGAUUUUCUAUGGAAGUGUCCUUGACCUGAGAGCCAAUGUGAUUGUGUAUUUAUUUCUACUGUGGUUUACUUUCAGGUCCAGGGGGGAGUGCCCCUUGCUUGGGGACUGUCAUAAAAGGCCAUUUGUGGCUAUCAUUAAACUGAGAUUUGUUUUACCCUUAUGAAGUCUAGGCUCAUGUUUGGGGGAUUGGAGAGCUAUCUUCACUCUGGGGAUUGCUAUAAUCCCUAUACUCCCUUGGAUCACGACGAUUGCUUAUGUAAGAGCAGCCUGCUUCGCUCUGUGGACUAGGAGAAGUCUACCCACUGGAAGCUGGAUCCUGGUCUUGGGUCCAGGAUGGAUGGAAUACAGAGAGACCCCAACCAAGCUUUGUGUGGUUUACAGUGGUUAUGGUGUUCCAGUGCGGUGCUUAUGGUGCUCACGAGUACUAGGACGCAGCGAUUGACGGAGGUACUCGGUCGAGGAGCCAGGCAGUCUGUCACAUUACCAUUCCAAACCAUUGAGAACGGCUGCUCCAUAUACCUCAUUGAGCAGGGCCCUCCGCCUCUCUGUUCCUGUACGUCCAGUUGUCUGGUUACAAUUACAUGUCUGUUAAUCCACCCAUUGUACAGCGCUAUGGAAUCUGAUGGCGCUAUAUAAAUAAUAACAUACCAUAAAUCUGUGCUUGACAUGGCUUAAUGGGAAAACCCUUAGACUAGAAUGAGAGGCCUCUGAUUGGUUUAGCCUUUUCCUGGUCUGGGAAGUGCUUGCAGCCUUGCUGCUUAUGUGCUGAAAUAUUUAUAUAAUUAAGUUCUAGUUCCUUAAAUGAGUAUCUACAAUCUGUCCCAAACCAGGUAAUAUACAGUUAUAGACUGUGUAUUAAACUCGGCAGGGCCUCACGUACCCAGCGAUCUUGACAAUUUCUAAUGCUUUCUAUAACUUAAUACUAAAAACAGAGCAGUCUAUGCAGCCAAUCUAAGAAGUGGACAAUGUGAGUCUUUUUGCUUAUAACCUAUGGUUCAUAUAUACCAGCACUACACCUUAUGUAUCCCUGCUGGUUUAAUUAGAGUGGGGGCACCAUAAAAUAUUUCCUGUUACAUUAAAGGACUAUUCCAAAUACCAUAGCCACUACUGCCUGUUAAACUGGUUACUGUGCCAGGAGUUCCCCGGUGCUGUCCCACAGUAAGUAGUUGAACCUUUUUUAGUGCGGUUUGACAGCUUACCUGGGUCCCAGUGGAAUGUAGUGCGUAUGGUGCCAGGAGUUCCCCGGUGCUGUCCCACAGUAAGUAGUUGAACCAUUUUUAGUGCGGUUUGACAGCUUACCUGGGUCUCAGUGGAAUGUAGUGGUUAUGGUGCCAGGAAUUCCCCGGUGCUGUCCCACUGUGAGUAGUCGGUUUUAUGCCAUUUGAGAGAGCCUAUAUUGGUGAAACACGUAAUGGUUAUUUUAUAUUGUGUAUUUUUAGAUCAUUAACCCCUUCAGGACGGAGUCAAUAGUACACGUUCUGAUCAAAACAAAAUGUAAACAAAAACUGGAAUUUGCGCUAUAUGUCUGUUCAACCGUAAUUCACCACUGUCACUUUAGUGCACCCACACUUAUUAUAUAUCAUUUUGUUCAGGAGAAACAGGGCUUUAAUUUAUCAUUAACUAUUCAUAUAUGGAACAUAAUUUAUUAUGCAUAAAAUUUUAUAAAACGGGAGAAAAUUUGAUUUUUUUUUUAUUUUUUUUUAAAUUUGUAUUUCCGUCUGACAUUUUAGCUGUGGGGGCUAGCUUAAUGUGUGUCAGGGACGACCUAAAAGAGGCUUACCCUCACUUAACGUGUUGAUUGCAAAAGAAAGGAUUCCAGGGGGAAACACCACCCCUGGAGUCACAAGAUAGGAAGUCCCUCAAAAGUCCACAUGUGUGUAGUUAAAACAUAACUUUUAUUGACCACUAUAAAUAAAACUAUAAAUAAUGAAAAAAACAAAAAAUAAAGCUAAAAGGAAGGAAAUAUAAUGAAAAAAAUGAUAAUGAAAAAAAUCACUUAUACAUAGGAGAGUUACCCUAAAACUAUAGUCACCGAAGGAGCCAAUACCAUCAUGGGAAAUAACUCCUAUCCUAUAUACAAGUGCCGUAAUGAGAAAUAGUAGGACAGGCUAACGUGCAUUGGGGGUACAAAACCUAUAUGAAUAACGCAUGUAGAUAAAAAAUCUACAGCUACCCAAAUGCCUCUACUAGGAUCCUAUAUCCUUAGAUUAUCAGAGGUCGUUCUAUCCUACUAAAUGUGGUUUGAGUGAAUUGCUAAAAGUCACCAAAGGAAAGUAGCAACCAAUAGAUACAAAUAGCAAAACAUCUCAUAAUGUAUUUCUUUUAGCUCUAUUUUUUUUUGUUUUUUUCAUUAUUUAUCUUUUGAUCUUGAUCUUUUGUUCUAGUGAGACUUUUGGGACUAUUUUAUGUUACUUUAUUGGCGCAGCCUUACUUCAUCUUUUUGUAUGGUUUGACAGCUUUCCUGGGUCCCAGUGGAAUGUAGUGGUUAUGGUGCCAGGAGUUCCCCGGUGCUGUCCCACAGUAAGUAGUUGAACCAUUUUUAGUUACCUGGGUCCAGGUGUGCUGUAGUGGUUAUGGUGCUUGGAGCGUUUCUUUAAAACAGGAGCAAAUUGUAUGUAAGUGUCUAGCAGUCAAGAUAUCUGUGUGCUUUCAACUAACACUGAACUAAAGGUCGCCUCUAAUCUAUCUCUCAUGUAACAUUUGUGCACCUUUUACAAAUGAAUGAACAGGUCAAGGGGAGAUGACACAUUGUUUACAUAAUUUUGGGUUAUUUGUAAAGAGUGUGUGAGCCAAGUUCUAAAAAUUGAGUUGUUGCCGUCAAAAGCUGCGGAAUGUUUUUUGAUUGCUCUACUGUUUAGAACAAAACCCCAGAAUUUUUAUAUAUAUAUAUAUAUAUAUUAUUCCUGAUACGUUUCUUGUUAUUGUAACUGGCUACAUUUAUUGUAUUAUCGGAUAUAGCGGGAUUCCUUUACCCCCGUACAUUCAGAGAGAUACCUGGGGUGCCUUUCUUUGUAUACUCCCUCCUGUUUGUGACAUAAUAAAUCUCGGUGUCCCUUGUUGGUAAUGCCACCAGCAGAUUGGCUUGCAGUAUUUUAGAAAGCUGAAGCAUGGUGCAGUGUUUGCAUAUUUUGGUAAUCUAAGGAUUUUACUCCUGGUACAGCUAUGUGUGGGGACUUUGUCUCCAGAGCCCCAGAGCGGUGGUCUGUAUUCUGUAAAUUCCCAAGACUUUCUGCACGCAGCUGGUUAUGUCACAAGGUUGAGCUAUUGGCCAUUUCUCUUCUCUUUAAUUUGUUUUUUGGAUUUUUUCCAUACCCCAGGCUAUUCUGCUGAGAUGUUUUACAGGCCUAGGCCUGUCUUUGACCCAUGUUUGAGAUAACUAGACCCCCUGCUUGUUAUGAAUUUCUGACACCGCAUAUCUUUAUUUAACCCCUAUGGCUCCCCCCUGCACUCUUUAACAUCAUGUUUGGAAAUGGAUUCUCUCCUCAUAUUGGCUCAUCCAUGAAUAGCCAACUGCCUACAGACACCCAUCACCCUGCUAUAUAAUUAUCCAGAGCAAAAAUAUAAACAGACACAGUCCGUAUGAGAAAGGUAGAUUCUAAUUCACUUUUAAUGUGAAAUUUGUAAUAGCCAUGUGGUUUUUUUCUUGUGAAAAUAUGGCUGAAGCAAAGUCUAUCAUUAAAGAUCCAACUUGGUCAAUCUUUCUAUUGCUCAGUCCUUGGACACUCGGCAAAGAACAAUUAAUUCUAGGAGACUGUUAUCAUACAAAUUCAUUCAAACAUUCUCAAAAAAAUAAAUAAAAAAAUAUACAAAUAGCCAGACACCAGAUGGGAGGCAACAGUACCCCCAUGUUAUAGGUGAACGCUAUUUACCAUGAUUUAUAAUACUAUGCAAGCAGGCCCCCGUCUAAUCCCUGGGCCCUAGGCAGCUGCCUAGAGUUGCCUUAUGGUUAAUCCUGGUCUGCAGGUGGGCAGUUCAUUAUAACAGAAGGGAGCUUGGGAAUGUGUUUCCUACUGUACCCAUGGCCAUUGCUAUGUGAAGUAGAUAGCUUUGGCAAAUGAUAAUUCGGUGGGGGAGAUGCUCACAGGCGUAGAGGGUGUUAAUGUGCUGGGCCAGGUGUGAAUGGGAUUUUGACUGGGGGGGUUGGGAGGGAUGUGCGACAUUGUCCUCCAAACCAUUGCUUGUGUGCUGCUUCUGCACAAUAGUGAGCACAAUAAAUACAAAGGAAAGGCUAAUUAUUGACUUGCGAUUCUUAGUUGAAGCUCUGUGGCGCUGGUCCCUGUAUUCUGAAAUUCCAGUUAAAUAAAUAGUCAUUGUGGAAAUCUGGGCGCUCUCAAGCAGAUACUUUAAAAUGUUCUCCUGAAAAAGUGCUGUUUAUGAAAGUGCUAAUGCGAUAACAUGUGGCAGAUCAUGUCUAGCAGGAAAAAUAUUAAAAAUAAUACACACCCUGCAAAACACUUUGUAGAAGGGGGGGGGGGGAAAUCUGGAAAAAGCCAAUAGUCACUCAGGAUUUUCAGGAAAUUCAGGAUUUAUUAAUUUUUGAAAUUGAACCAAAGGAUUGACAUUAAGGAGUACUCACAUUUUUUACAAAUAAAUACAUUUAUUUAUAACUCAGAAGUGCACAUACAUUUGAUUGUUUAGAUAUAGGGUUUCCUCCCAAAAAACUUCUUUACCUCUAAUCCACUGGUUAGAUGGUGGUCUCACUCAAACUCCACUCAUCUCCCCAGGAGAUCAAAAGGAUUCGGAAGAAGGCCGCAUGCUCACCAUUUUCUAUAAAAUUCUGAAUAUGUUCCUUACAGUGCCCCUGGUACUAGUUUAUAUAAAAAUGCAAUAAACAUUUCUAAAAUAAAGGUUUUUCAAGCACCGGGACUUAGUUGGUACUGCUUACUUCAUCUCCUGCAACAUCAUGGAGGAGGCAUGGCUUCCUCCAACGUGGUCCGAUAAAAUGCUCUUCAUAGAGGAGCAUUGGGGACCUAAUGUGCAUGCGCAGAGAGUGCCGUAUGCACAUCCAAGCUUCCUCAUAGUAAAGCAUUGAUUUUAAUGCUUUCACAUCACAUAGCAUCAGUAUGACAGACACUAAAGGUGGAUUUAACCCUUCAAUGUAAACAUUGCCGUUUCUUAAAAGGCAGGGUUAAAAGGACAUGAUCACUGCUCCCAGACCACUUCAUUAACAUGUAGUGACCUGGGAGACUUUAGUGGUUCUUUAAUUUAACUUUUAAAACCGAGGAAUCUACACCAUUUAAAAAAUUUAAAUUGAUUUUAUAUAUAUAUAUAUUUAAUCUCACAUCAUUAGAGCAGGAAGGAUACAACAAAAUAUGCAAUAAUACAGGUGAAAACAUACAGUCCGCAUAAAGGAGGCUAUAUAGAGAUUUCCUGUGUUUUUUAAAAAGUUAUCUGAUUAUCAAAUUUAGUUACAUAUUUAAACAAAUAGUUGUUACAAAUGAGAUAAAUACCUUUUAUGGAUAUGUUUUAACUGACACAAAUGCAGGUUGUAUUUUUGUAUUAAUAUUAAAGAAACAGUUUAUAGAGUAUAUCCUGCUAUCCUGUACACUGUAGUGGAGGCCACCAAUCAGUAGUCCCUCAUUUUAUUCUAGUUUUUACAAAUUGAUGCAAUUAUCUCUCAGAACCCUAAUCAGUACAAUAUUGCAAAGUUGUUAUGGUGCUUAGAGCUGCGCUAUAAUUAUGUUUAUCUUUAUCUUAUAAUAGAGUAUAUAUCUAUUUAACUUUACAGCAUUGAACUUUUCAUAACCAUACAGUUUUAAUUUACAAAAUAAAUAUAUUGCAUGAUGAUAAUUAUAUUGCUCUUUAAUAUAACACUAUAAUAAUAUUGCGGCAUGCACAGCUUGGAAAUUAGUAACAUUGUCCGACAUGAGUAAGGCUUUCUGCGUUAAUUUAAUAUUCUUUACUUAUAUAGCGCCAACAUAUUCUGCAGCGUAUUACAGCUAUACAAGAGGGAUAGGAUAUGUUAUUCUGUAAAAUGAUCUGUUACUAAGCAUCCAAUAAAUGCCCAUCUUAAUAAAGUUGUUUUAAUUUGCUGUGAAGUUGGGACAUACUGGUACAGAGCCCCCUCAGUUCCCUAUAUAUAUGUGUGUGUGUGUGUGAAGGAAGGAAGGAAGGGGCUGUGUGUCUGUAACCGCAGUGUGGGUGCAGCUGCUGUGACGUUUGCCAGGGCUGAGUGACAGAUAAUAUUCUCACUGCCUGGAAGACGUAUGAUACUUUAUCUCUUCCUGACCACCCUUUUCCAUGUUGGCCAAUGCACCCUGCGCCAAGCACCAUGGCCCUCCAUGCCAGAUACAUAUAGUUACUUAAUGGAUAUUAUUAACUGGUCAUUGCUAAGAUUUGUUUGUGUGCUAUGGAGUUGGGUGGCACUUUAUGAGUAACCGUAUAAAGUAGGCAUAUACAUUUUUUUGUAAAUAAAACCUUAUCGAGAAAAAAAAGUAAAAGUGUCCUUGGGAAGUACAAAGUGUCACGGUAUGCAGCUUUGUGCAUAUCUUUCUGUGUGUACCUGGACAUCUCCCCCGUUGGAUACCUGUAAUGUGUGCACCUGAAUGUGCUCCUGUACAUACCUGUGAAUUUGCAGCUGUGGCGUUCGUGUUUCUGUGCACACCUAUGGUGUGUGUGCCUGUAUGUGCUCCUGUGCACACCUGUGGUGUGUGUGUGUGCCUGUAUGUGCUCCUGUGCACACCUGUGGUGUGUGUGUGUGUGUAUUUGUAUGUGCUCCUGUGCACACCUGUGGUGUGUGUGCACCUGUAUGUGCUCCUGCGCACACCUGUGGUGUGUACCUGUAUUUGCUUCUGUGCACACCUGUAUGUGCUGCUGCGCACACAGCUGCUGCUGUGGUGUGUGUACAAGUAUGUGGUCACGUGCAGAUCUGUGGUGUGUGUGUACCUGUAUUAUUAUUUAUAAAGUGCCAACAAAUUUUCCAGUACUGUACAAUGGGAUGUGUUCUCGUGCAUACUUGUGGUGUGUAUGUGUACCUGUAUGUGCUCGUGUGGCAUGUACCUGUUUUGUGUUCCGUUGCAAGUGUGGUAUGUGUACCUGUAUGUGCUCUGUUCAUACCUGUGACGUGUUUACCUGUAUGUGCUGUGUGUAUGUGUAUAUUUAUUUAUAAUAUACACCCUGUGUAUGCCUGUGAUUUUUUUCUGUUUGUCUCUUCCCCUGCAUUCCAGUGGCGGUAUGCUCCCUGUGUAGGCUUGCCUGUGUAUACCUGUCUCUCCCUGAAUGUGCUGAUGUUUCUAUAGCAGCCUGUGUACAUUAAAUAAGCCCAGCUGUUAGAUUCCACAAACUAUCCCUGUGGGAGUGUUACCUAGAGCCAGACACCAUGAUAACAUCCCCCUUUACAUAUUACACCUUGUAAACCUGCAAACACUGCAUUCUCCUCCGUCCUGUCGGUGCUGCAGGGGUUAAGUUUUUGGGUCAGAGCCUUAGUGUGACAGGAACAGGGUGUGACACUUUCAGUCCCCCCCCCCUCCCUGGGGCAGUGUGACGUGUUGCCCCAGACUCUCCUCCCCAGCCUGGGUUUGCAGCUGUCAGUUCUGAAAGUCUGAGAUCAGUGACAAUUUCUUCCUGGGUCUGAACUUUACAAACCCCACGAAGCAGCUCGUUUCUGGAGCCUUGUUUACCAUCCAGGAGGGCACCAAACCAGGAGAAUGGUGCUAAUUACUGACGGUGAGUUAUGGCAAUAGGUGUUAAAAGCUUUACAAAAGCUCUCUAUUCGCUACCUAUGAAAUCCGCAGAACAAUACAAUAUUUUACAGAAUUAUGUGUCAUACAUAAUCGCUUUAGACGUGUCUGAAAUUCAGCACUAAGGUAUUCGUUUUAUAUGGUGUUAUUAGACUGUAAAUUGUCCUGAGUAGAGCCAUUCUUUGUUUUCAUUUCACGUAAUGCUCGUUUUGUUAGCUUGUAACCCUGCUAAAGGUUGGAGGUUUACAAUAAGUGAGUGUGUUUUGGGGAUAAGAUGCCAGCUGUACAAUGCUGUGAUGGUGGAAAAUGAUCGCUUAAGGUGUAUUGGUCUAUUGUCUGGGAGAACCGGUUUUUAGGGGGGCUGGUCUGUUACACCCCAUAUCGAGAGAGCUAAUUAUACUGAUAUACUGAAUAGGACAAGGAGUUCCUAAAAAAAUUAACGUGAAUGUGCUUUCCGGUUUGCGUUUAAGGGAGUUAACUCCUCUGCUUGUUUUAAUUAAUUUAAGAGUAUCUGGAUAAGGUCCUCGGUUAACCCAGUCUAGGAAACGCAGUAGAAUCUUAUUCUACAUAAUCUCUUUAUUUAAACAAAGCACGUCUUUUUAUCUGGCGGGUUUAAUAUUUAUUUUAAAGCUAUCGGUUCAAUGUUGACAUAUUAAAUAUCAGCCAAUAAUUCAGAAAUUUUCAAUGUGUAAUAAAUCCCUCCCCACGUCUUAUUAAAUUAAUAAAAAAGUGACAAUUAAAGUCCUUUUGAUACCUACAUAUUCGUUUAUUUAAUGCAACACUUAUGACGGUUCCUUGAAUGAAAUAUAGUUUAUACGAUUCCCUUAUUAAAUGCAGCGUAAGCGCGCGUAUUCUGUGUUACUCCGAUUAGUAAGUUUUGUUGAAUAAGGUAUAAUGUGGUUUAAGAGAUUGGUGGUUAAGGUAAAGUGAAGGUCAGCAUUGAGUCUUCCAGCUGCUAUGAGACUAUAGCUUUCUUCUCCUGAUCUAGGAGGCUGGAUAAGGAUGAUGGGAGCCGCAGUUUAGGAAGAGAGGAAGGGGGCUCAAGCUUGUACAAUAUUGGGGGUGUAAUGCAAAAGUAUUUGUUUCUAAUUUCUGAGAAUUGAAUAUAGCAUACGACAAUGAAACAACUGUAGGCGUAAGCAGAGAGCGAAACAGGUAGUUGAAUUACUAAACUCUGCAUCACUUCCCUGAUUGUGACACAAUGUGCGCUGUUAGACGCGCAAACAGCAUAGUGUGUAAGAGUGUGAUCUGUAGGGAAUUCAGAAUCAUUUCAAAGGGAAUUUCAAAUUCUCGUCCAAAAAUAGCUGCACUGAUAAUAACAUGGCUCGAUCAGAGAAGCUGGAUUUUACACUUCAGUAAUUCGGGCCUAAAGUUUGAAUUCCUGACAUUUCACGCUUGGUGAAUAAUGCGGUCACUUAGUCCAUACAUCUGAAUUGCAACGUUUUUAAAUUUCUAAAACUAGCAUGAAUUGCUGGCAUAAAACAAUUCACUGUUUUCGCCCUGCUAAUCAAAAUUUAUGGUAAGUGGGCGUCCCUGUGCUCCGCUUAUGAAUAACUUGACGUUUUAGGCCAGAGCUGUGGAGCUGUUUUGGCUCAGCCAGAGUUGGCGAAAUGUGGCAUUUGUGACUGCUGGUGCCCGCGUAGGCGUCGCUUCUAUGAGCUCGGAGCCGCGCAGGCGCCGCUUUUGUGAGGCCGAGCCGCGCAGGCGUCGCUUCUGUGAGGCCGGAGCCGCGCAGGCGUCGCUUCUGUGAGGCCGGAGCCGCGCAGGCGUCGCUUCUGUGAGGCCGGAGCCGCGCAGGCGUCGCUUCUGUGAGGCCGGAGCCGCGCAGGCGUCGCUUCUGUGAGGCCGGAGCCGCGCAGGCGUCGCUUCUGUGAGGCCGGAGGCCGCGCAGGCGUCGCUUCUGUGAGGCCGGAGACCGCGCAGGCGUUCUCGUUUAUUCUUUUUGCAUCUGGCAGAUUCUGAAUUAAACAAAGAAUGAUUUUAAGAUUCUUGGGAACUAAAAGGGAUAUCCACUAAAGUGAGGAUUCAAGGUGAAUUCUACGUAAAUUUAAGCUCAAAAUUCCUGAACUGGGAAAAGUUACCUAUGCUAUCUUUUUGGCUACUCUGGCCUUACACUUGAAAUUUCCUUUAAAUUCUCCCUUUAGUGAAUUCCCCUUGUAAAUACACUAUCAAAAUGGCCCAGAAUGCAUAUCUGAAACUUUUAUCCUAAUCGAAAACAUUUUUCCAAUGUGCAUAUUUAUGGGUUGCAAAAUAAACCUGCAGUGUGCCAGAGUGUUGAGCAAUUUAUUCUCCUCUAUCACUAAAAAAUGUUAACGUACAUUAUUACAUCAGCCAACUUCUGUUUUAAAUUGAUUGUUAGUGUUAGAAAAAUGUGUGCUUGCAAUGCAAAACACCGACCGUGAACAACUGCACCCUCAAAAAAAGUGCAUGGCUUGCAUGCUUUCAUGACAGGUGCUCUCUAAGAGAAAUCCAUAUUGUGGACGGUUUGGUGGGAACCUUGGGCCUGCACCACGUGUUUCCGUGGCAGUAACUGGCCCAAUAAACACAUUGCAAAAUACUACAUUUCCUCUGCUCCCCAGCCCUGCUUUAUGAAGGCAAUGUUUAACGUUUAUUUUUAUUUAAUCUAUUAUAGAUAACUCUAAAAGUAUGAGAGAAUAAAAAGAUGUGCUCGCUACAAUUCACAAUCAAAAAUAUAUGGAAAUCUAACAAAGUGAGGCUUUGCUUCGUUUAAAAAAAAAAAAAUAAACCACUUUAAUCUUAACGUUAAAUAUUGCAAUUUGAAUCUUCAGAAAUUUUUUGGGGCAAAAUGAUUUAAUAUAAGGGGGGCAGCCAUUAUUAUUUUUAAUUUGAUUUAUAAGAAAACACGGCUGGUAAAUAGUUGUGCUAACUGUUCAUCUUUCUGCCUCUAUAUUAGUGAAUAAAAACAUAUUUUGCGAGAAUAUUUCUUGUUAUUCGCUUUAAUAAAUAAUUUACAGUCAGAAUAACGUUGAGAUGACGCAGAACCAGUUUAUUAAAAGGACACCAAGGACUGAUAGUUAACCACCAUUUUUAGUGCACUUUAUUGAUAAGGGUCAUUAUAACGUAUUGGUUUUUGUUCCCCUCGACUUUUUUUGCUUGCGUCACAGGGAAAGAGGUGCUGUGUGGUUUUAUUUUUUAAAUUUUAUUUUAAGGUAGUUAUGGCCCACCUUUUUUUUUUUUUUUUUUUUAAGAAAGCAAUGAUGACUGGGCCAUCUAAUCUUGCCAACACGGUAUCCUAUAUCUCCAUUUGUCCAAAGACUUGCCCGUCCAUCGCAUCUCUGCCUGUGAUUCCAAUGUUCUAUAUAUUUGCUUGGGAAUAAACAGCCAUUCACCCACUCAGUCUGUGGGUGUAGCAAUCAGCUGUAGAAUAAAAGGCUCCCCACCUAUCUGUUAUUAUAUAUGGCACAGCCGGCAGAGUGCUUUAAACAAUGCUCCAUGCACCUGCCGAUCAGCGAGCAGCCGCUCCUGGGCCUUGCGAGGGCGUAUAUUCUACCACCUUUAUUGAUUUACUCAGGGAGAUGCAUUGUUUUACUGCUAAGUAACGUAACAUUUAGAAUAAGCCUCUUAAUAAUGCAUGAUAUAAUUGGUAAAAUCACACCGGGCACAUACCCACGGCUGUUGUAUUUAGGUCACGGCUGGCUGAUUAGCAGGGAGAGGUAUUUCUUAGGGGAGGCAGUCAUCAUGCCAUAACCUACAUCUGGCACCGUCUAUACUCAAAUCAAAGAAUAGAGUAAUGGCCUUUAAACAGGGAUUUCCAAUGAUGCUGUGUUGGGUAUCCUGACAUACAAAAUGGCUGUAUCUUGCAUGCCCCCACUGCGUGUGCCAGUUAAAGCAUCAUGCGAAUGUUCAGUGGGAGAUUGGGACAUUUAAGACCAACUUUCCAAUGUACCAGCAGCACCGAAAUAGAUUAAUUCUCAUGUAUCUGUCAUUUUUAUUGAAACUCUAGUCUACUGAGUUAGUGGAUGAAAUCCUUAACGCGGAGCAACUAAUUUCUACACCGCAGUAAGUGCUAAUGAAAACUAAAAAAACCAAAACAAUAAACUAUAACAAACAAACAUUUACCUCUAAAAUUUGUGUGUUUGGGACAACGUAACUUCCACUUUAAAUCCAUGUGCUCCCAGGUUUGUCCAUUGAAAUGCCCACUGAGAGCAUGAGUGAUAUGGUGCAUUGCACUGUGGGAGUUAUAUUAAUUUGCAUAGUGUGCUCUAGCUGUGCCAGGGCAGCCAUGCAUUGAAUGUAAUUUAAAAACUGUUGACUUGCUAAUGUUUUGUUUUAGUUACUAUGAGGCUGUACAUGUAAUCCCUGGCCAGUUAGUGAGUCCUUUCUGAAGGCUGUGGUUAAACAGUCAGUAAAUUCCUGGUGGUAACGUUGUCAAUCUAUUUAACAGCUGCCUUCAGCAUUCUGUUCUGAGUGUAUCAGCUGAUUAUUCACAGUUCUCCUCUAAACCCCAUUGUACAGGGCUGUCCACCCAACAUUUAUAUUAUAUUCACAUGGUCCAGGAGACGUGGAAUGGCCUUUCAGUGGAUCGUUCUGGCUACCAGUGAUAUAUAAAGAGUAGUAGACACCUGGAAAUGCCAGUGGACACAAAUCAAUGUCAACACAAUAAACAUAAAAAGGCCCUUUCCAUGCUUUCCGGUGCUCGUUUAGGUGGGAACUAUCAAACCGUCUCCAAAGAAUGGAAAUUGGCAACUCAAGCUGGGGCAAGAGGAUGUCCAAGUUCAAUGAUAACAUGUUUAAAAAUCUUCUAAGCUGAAACAAUGUAGUUUUGGGCCUGUCUGUCCCCCCAAUAAAAUUAAUGCUUCCUCUUUGUUACCCAUCAAUUCUGCUUUUACAAGCCUGGAAGCAGUAAAAGCUAACAGUGAUAUAGAAAGGGUAGUAGAUACCUGGAAUAGCCUCUGGGGGCUGGUGAUAUGGAAGCCCCCCCCAUUGCUGGGUAACUCUGGGGGCAGGUGAUAUGGAAGCCCCCCCCCCCCAUGCUGGGUAUCUCUGGGGGCUGGUGAUGUGGAAGCCCCCUGUGCUGGGUAUCACUGGGGGCUGGUGAUGUGGAAGCCCCCCAUUGCUGGGUAUCUCUGGGGGCUGGUGAUAUGGAACCCCCCCCACCCCCCUGUGCUGGGUGUCUCUGGUGGCUGGUGAUGUGGAAGCCCCCCUGUGCUGGGUAUCUCUGGGGGCUGGUGAUGUGGAAGCCCCCCUGUGCUGGGUAACUCUGGGGGCUGGUGAUAUGGAAGCCCCCCUGUGCUGGGUAACUCUGGGGGCUGGUGAUAUGGAAGCCCCCCUGUGCUGGGUAUCUCUGGGGGCUGGUGAUAUGGAAGCCCCCCUGUGCUGGGUAUCUCUGGGGGCUGGUGAUAUGGAAGCCCCCUUGUGCUGGGUAUCUCUGGGGGCUGGUGAUAUGGAAGCCCCCCCUGUGCUGGGUAUCUCUGGGGGCUGGUGAUAUGGAAGCCCCCCUGUGCUGGGUAUCUCUGGGGGCUGGUGAUAUGGAAGCCCCCCUGUGCUGGGUAUCUCUGGGGGCUGGUGAUGUGGAAGCCCCCCCUGUGCUGGGUAUCUCUGGGGGCUGGUGAUGUGGAAGCCCCCCUGUGCUGGGUAUCUCUGGGGGCUGGUGAUGUGGAAGCCCCCCCUGUGCUGGGUAUCUCUGGGGGCUGGUGAUGUGGAAGCCCCCCCUGUGCUGGGUAUCUCUGGGGGCUGGUGAUAUGGAAGCCCCCCUGUGCUGGGUAUCUCUGGGGGCUGGUGAUAUGGAAGCCCCCCCUGUGCUGGGUAUCUCUGGGGGCUGGUGAUAUGGAAGCCCCCCCUGUGCUGGGUAUCUCUGGGGGCUGGUGAUAUGGAAGCCCCCCUAUGCUGGGUAUCUCUGGGGGCUGGUGAUGUGGAAGCCCCCCCCCCGUGCUGGGUAACUCUUGGGGCUGGUGAUGUAGGUACCAUUGCCCGGGUAAUGCUGCCAGGGGCCCCAUGGCUGUGGCAGGGGAAGGGUUAAGGGGGUCGCACCGUGUGCGCAAGUCUGAUCCCUCCUCCCGGCCUGUGAGUGAGGAGGAGCCGCUCCGGGACCGUUAUCGCCGCUUCUCGCAUCCUUCCUAUUUAUCAUCUGUCAAGGGAGGGCCCCGGGCCCCCAGCCCAUCCUGUGCCAUGGCGGUGGGUGAGACCCUGGACAGAGCCUGGCAGGAUAUCCACAGCAUGGGCAUGGGGGGCCCCCUGACUGCCUGACCCCCCCAGGGACCACAGGAGCCACAGCCUGGGGAAGGUAGGUAGUCAUGGAGGGAGUACUGACAGUUCAAUACCAGGACCCAGUGCCAGGCUGGGGAAGGUAGGUAGUCAUGGGGGGACUGACAGGUGAAUAUCAGGACCCAGUGCCAGGCUGGGGAAGGUAGAUAGUCAUGGGGGAGUACUGACAGGUGAAUAUCAGGACCCAGUGCCAGGCUGGGGAAGGUAGGUAGUCAUGGAGGGACUGACAGGUGAAUAUCAGGACCCAGUGCCAGGCUGGGGAAGGUAGGUAGUCAUGGAGGGAGUACUGACAGGUGAAUAUCAGGACCCAGUGCCAGGCUGGGGAAGGUAGAUAGUCAUGGGGGAGUACUGACAGGUGAAUAUCAGGACCCAGUGCCAGGCUGGGGAAGGUAGGUAGUCAUGGGGGGACUGACAGGUGAAUAUCAGGACCCAGUGCCAGGCUGGGGAAGGUAGGUAGUCAUGGGGGAGUACUGACAGGUGAAUAUCAGGACCUGUGCCAGGCUGGGAAGGUAGGCAGUCAGUGGGGGAGGACAGGUAGUAUCACCCAGUGCCAGGCUGGGAAGGUGCAUGGUAGUGAAUAUCAGGACCCGUGUGCCAGGCUGGGGAAGUACAUGGGAGGACUGACAGGUGAAUAUCAGGACCCAGUGCCGGGCUGGGGAAGGUAGGUAGUCAUGGAGGGACUGACAGGUGAAUAUCAGGACCCAGUGCCAGGCUGGGGAAGGUAGGAAGUCAUGGGGGGACUGACAGGUGAAUAUCAGGACCCAGUGCCAGGCUGGGGAAGGUAGGUAGUCAUGGGGGAGUACUGACAGGUGAAUAUCAGGACCCUGUGCCAGGCUGGGGAAGGUAGGUAGUCAUGGGGGGACUGACAGGUGAAUAUCAGGACCCAGUGCCAGGCUGGGGAAGGUAGGUAGUCAUGGGGGGAGAACUGACAGGUGAAUAUCAGGACCCUGUGCCAGGCUGGGGAAGGUAGGUAGUCAUGGGGGAGUACUGACAGGUGAAUAUCAGGACCCAGUGCCAGGCUGGGGAAUGUAGGUAGUCAUGGGGGUGUACUGACAGGUGAAUAUCAGGACCCAGUGCCAGCCUGGGGAAGGUAGGUAGUCAUGGGGGAGUACUGACAGGUGAAUAUCAGGACCCAGUGCCAGCCAGGGGAAGGUAGGUAGUCAUGGAGGGAGUACUGACAGGUGAAUAUCAGGACCCUGUGCCAGGCUGGGGAAGGUAGGUAGUCAUGGGGGGACUGACAGGUGAAUAUCAGGACCCUGUGCCAGGCUGGGGAAGGUAGGUAGUCAUGGGAGUACUGACAGGUGAAUAAUAGGGACCCAGUGCCAGGCUGGGGAAGGUAGGAAGUCAUGGGGGGACUGACAGGUGAAUAUCAGGACCCAGUGCCAGCCAGGGGAAGGUAGGUAGUCAUGGAGGGACUGACAGGUGAAUAUCAGGACCCAGUGCCAGGCUGGGGAAGGUAGGUAGUCAUGGGGUGACUGACAGGUGAAUAUCAGGACCCAGUGCCAGCCAGGGGAAGGUAGGUAGUCAUGGGGGAGUACUGACAGGUGAAUAUCAGGACCCAGUGCCAGGCUGGGGAAGGUAGAUAGUCAUGGAGGGACUGACAGGUGAAUAUCAGGACCCAGUGCCAGGCUGGGGAAGGUAGGUAGUCAUGGGGUGACUGACAGGUGAAUAUCAGGACCCUGUGCCAGGCUGGGGAAGGUAGGUAGUCAUCGGGGGACUGACAGGUGAAUAUCAGGACCCUGUGCCAGGCUGGGGAAGGUAGGUAGUCAUGGGGGGACUGACAGGUGAAUAUCAGGACCCAGUGCCAGGCUGGGGAAGGUAGGUAGUCAUGGGGGAGUACUGACAGGUGAAUAUCAGGACCCAGUGCCAGCCAGGGGAAGGUAGGUAGUCAUGGAGGGAGUACUGACAGGUGAAUAUCAGGACCCAGUGCCAGGCUGGGGAAGGUAGAUAGUCAUGGAGGGACUGACAGGUGAAUAUCAGGACCCAGUGCCAGGCUGGGGAAGGUAGAUAGUCAUGGAGGGACUGACAGGUGAAUAUCAGGACCCAGUGCCAGGCUGGGGAAGGUAGGUAGUCAUGGGGUGACUGACAGGUGAAUAUCAGGACCCUGUGCCAGGCUGGGGAAGGUAGGUAGUCAUCGGGGGACUGACAGGUGAAUAUCAGGACCCAGUGCCAGGCUGGGGAAGGUAGGUAGUCAUGGGGGAGUACUGACAGGUGAAUAUCAGGACCCAGUGCCAGGCUGGGGAAGGUAGGUAGUCAUGGGGGGAGUACUGACCGGUGAAUAUCAGGACCCUGUGCCAGGCUGGGGAAGGUAGGUAGUCAUGGGAGUACUGACAGGUGAAUAUCAGGACCCAGUGCCGGGCUGGGGAAGGUAGGUAGUCAUGGAGGGACUGACAGGUGAAUAUCAGGACCCAGUGCCAGGCUGGGGAAGGUAGGAAGUCAUGGGGGGACUGACAGGUGAAUAUCAGGACCCAGUGCCAGGCUGGGGAAGGUAGGUAGUCAUGGGGGAGUACUGACAGGUGUAUAUCAGGACCCAGUGCCAGGCUGGGGAAGGUAGGUAGUCAUGGGGGGACUGACAGGUGAAUAUCAGGACCCAGUGCCAGGCUGGGGAAGGUAGGUAAUCAUGGAGGGUGUACUGACAGGUGAAUAAUAGGGACCCAGUGCCAGGCUGGGGAAGGUAGGUAGUCAUGGGGGAGUACUGACAGGUGAAUAUCAGGACCCUGUGCCAGGCUGGGGAAGGUAGGUAUUCAUGGAGGGAGUACUGACAGGUGAAUAUCAGGACCCUGUGCCAGGCUGGGGAAGGUAGGUAGUCAUGGGGGGAGAACUGACAGGUGAAUAUCAGGACCCUGUGCCAGGCUGGGGAAGGUAGGUAGUCAUGGGGGAGUACUGACAGGUGAAUAACAUGACCCAGUGCCAGGCUGGGGAAGGUAGGUCGUUGGGUGUAAUGACUUGUGAAUAAUCAGGCUGGAGAAAGAGGUAGUGCUAGGGUAUGAGGGUGGUGCUUUGCUUUCAUGUAAGGUAACAGGACCUAGAGAAGGUAGGUAGGCAUGGGUUGACAUUCAACCUGUGCAUCCUGGGCCUCCAGUGUGAGGUAAGUAGGCAUAGGGUGGCAAUGCUGACAAUUAGAAAAUCCAGUCUCUAGGGUUCUCCCGAUGAAGGUAGGUGUUAGGUGGCUUUCCUGACCGGUUCAAUGUUAGACAGUUAGUAAAGAAAGCCACAAUGAACCUACCCUCUAGCGACUCACCUUUCACCCCCCCACUCACUCCCUGACCAACUUAUUCAUGGACUCACCCACUCACUCCCUGACCGACCCAUUCAUGGACUCACCCACUCACUCACCGACCCAUUCAUGAACUCACCCACUCACUCCCUAACCGACCCAUUCAUGGACUCACCCACUCACUCCCUAACUGACCCAUUCAUGGACUCACCCACUCACUCUCUGACCGACCUAUUCAUGGACUCACCCACUCACUCCCUAACCGACCCAUUCAUGGACUCACCCACUCACUCCCUGACCGACCCAUUCAUGGACUCACCCACUCACUCCCUGACCGACCCAUUCAUGGACUAACCCACUCACUCCCUAACCGACCCAUUCAUGGACUCACCCACCCACUCCCUAACCGACCCAUUCAUGGACUCACCCACUCACUCCCUGACCGACCCAUUAUUGGACUCACCCACCCACUCCCUGACCGACCUAUUCAUGGACUCACCCCCACUCCCUGACCCGACCCAUUCAUGGACUCACCCUCCUCCCUAACCGACCCAUUCAUGGACUCACCCACCCACUCCCUGACCGACCUAUUCAUGGACUCACCCACCCACUCCAUGACCGACCCAUUCAUGGACUCACCCACUCACUCCCUAACUGACCCAUUCAUGGACUCACCCACCCACUCCCUGACCGACCUAUUCAUGGACUCACCCACCCACUCCCUGACCGACCCAUUCAUGGACUCACCCACUCACUCCCUAACCGACCCAUUCAUGGACUCACCCACCCACUCCCUGACCGACCCAUUCAUGGACCUCACCCACCCACUCCCUGACCGACCCAUUCAUGGACUCACCCACUCACUCCCUGACCGACCUAUUCAUGGACUCACCCACCCACUCCCUGACCGACCCAUUCUUGGACUUACCCACUCCCUGACCGACCUAUUCAUGGACUCACCCACCCACUCCCUGACCGACCUAUUCAUGGACUCACCCACUCACUCCCUGACCGACCUAUUCAUGGACUCACCCACUCACUCCCUGACCGACCUAUUCAUGGACUCACCCACUCACUCCCUGACCGACCCAUUCAUGGACUAACCCACUCACUCCCUAACCGACCCAUUCAUGGACUCACCCACUCACUCCCUCAUCCAGUUAUGGACUCACCCACUUAUUCAUUUGUUCAUGGACUCACUCACCCACUCGGCCAUUCGUGGACUCACACAUACACCUACCUACACACCCACUCACCCAGGGACCUUUCCACAGAAAUACAUUAAUAGGGAUUCUAUCUAUCCACCCCCACCUGUCACUGUUUAUUAUUAACCAUUCAGGGGCUGAACGAUUGUCCACUUCCUGGGGGGGGUCUGUAUUUCAGUGAUCUGUAGACAUGUCUCAUGAAGCUCAGCCAGCCAAAUAAAUGGCGUAAUCUGGUGUGGAAAAAACAUAGUAAUAAUAAAACCAAUGUUUCAUAGGUAAAUUUGAAAUGCAGGAAAUGAUUGCUAUUUUAUUAUUACGUACAGUUUGUACCAGGAGCAGACAGAACAGAAUCAUUGUUUUAAAGCUGAAUCGGUGGGAUGGAGAUUGCUGUAGUCGCCAUGGUUGAGUUUUUGUGUGCGAUAAUGUCCUGAUCGCCUGCCUGGCAGGGUACCAGGGAGAGAGGACCAAACAUUGCUGCGUUGGCUCAAGAUUUCAGAUAUGACAUUGUGUCUGAAAUUUCCUGUUUGUGGUUGUGUUGCUCGCACACCCAUGACACGUAGCUUCUCGGGAACAUACUCUCAUCGUCUGUAAUUAUUUUGCAUUUUUGCUAUUUCUCUACAUCAAUACAUAUUUUUCUGCAUGUUUUUGGAGGACAUAUGACAUGUUUGAAUAUAAUCUAAAACAUAAAUGCAUUUAUAGUAACCGGGGGGUGGGAAAAAAACAACAUUCACUUUAGGAUCAUAGUUAAAAUUCCAUAAGUUUUUUUGCCAUUUUGUUGUUGGUAAACACACAGAAGGUUAUUUAUUAAAAUGUGAAUUGUCUGAAAUUCAACAAGGAAUUGCAAAUUUAAAAGAACAACUCCAAGCGCCAUAAUUACAACAGUGCGCUGUAGUGGUUAUGGUGCCAGAAGUGCUGUAACUUACCCCAAGUGUAAGUAGUCAAAUUGUUUGCCGAUGGUUUGAUUUUUUUUUUUUACCUGUACCUGGUGUUUGCUCAGCGCCGGUCACUUUCACUUAUGUCUGUCUGUCUGUCCGUCCAUCUGUCUAUCGAAUACGAUAACAGUAACCGGUUUAUGAGCCCAAGGGUCCGGUGUUUUAUAAUUGUCUCCCAUAAUACCUGCACUCACAGUAAUGUUCAGUGUAUUCUGUUACGUAUUGUAGGGGCUAAGGGGAGAACUUUACUUUAAGGGCAAUACAUUUCCCAGUGCAGCCUCAGAUCAGUGGUGUUAAGUUCCAGGCUUGGAGCUAUUUCAAAUGACAUUAAAAAAGUCCAAGAUUAGGACGCCCCCGACUGCAUUACUACAAAAAAAAUUGCUCAGAUGACACCACCAUCCAUGUUCUAGAAGCCUUCCCUCCCUAUAUAUAUAUUUUAUGCUGUAUAUUAUAUGCAUUCUUACUUGACUUCCGUUAUACAUUUGUAACAAUCACAGAUUUUGUUGUUAAUAAACUCUAUUGAGUGCGUGAUGUUUCCUGCUGUGUAGGUUGGUGAGAGACAGCCUGUGUGUAUUUGACUAAUGAGGGGUGAGUCUUAUCUCAGAGGCUGAGCUCUAUAAAGGUCAGACCUGUGUCUCCAUCACUCAGUGAGUGUCACACCACAGAGCCCACAGUGUUUGAUUGACAAGCCUGCUCAUCGUUAAUGAUGGAUUUAAUCCCUUCUUUAUGCCUUACAUGCACAUAGAGGGUCACGUAUGUUUACAUAGACACAGGAAAUGGGACCUGUGUAGAAAAUACCUGCUUUAAAGUUUUUUUUUGUUUUUGUUUUUGUUUUUACAUUUUUCUCUCAAGAUUUUGGUUAUAUUGGUCAAUGUGUAAUUAACUGUGCACAUGUGAAAGCCUUGUGCUUUCUGAAUGUGAACGUGAGCUGCCAUGAAAAUAUAGUAUAUCCGAGCAGUAUGUGCGGUCUACCAGCGCUUUACCACCGUCUGCCAGUCAUGUACCUAACAGCAGCUAUUACUUAAGUCCACCAAAUCCCAUUAUCUCGUAACGCAUGGAUUUGCGUACACCUCCCCCUAAAACACGCAUUCAGAAAUUCUGUAUUCUUAUUGAUUGAGACACUUUUUCUAAUUAAUGAUUGCACUUAUGGUUAUAUUAUACUACAGAAAAAUGCGCGUAUUUGAAAUAACAGCGGCAGAAUUUAGUAGGAACAAAUAUAUAGUUACUAUUGUAUUCAGAAAACUGUUUGUAUAACUUCCAGCAAGUUGUUUUGCUUCUUCCAACCGGUCUUCAUUGAGCGCACCCUCUCUGUUUAGGUCCGUACAUUGCGGAUUUUGUCAGUAACCAUGAGAAGCAUGUUUAUGUGAACGAACUAGCAGCAUUAAUGGACUCUCUAAGGUGAAAAACAAACAUAUUUAUUGUUCAGAUUGAAGGCACUCUGUCCUGUAAAUAUUAUUAUUAUUUAUAUAGUGCCAGCAAAUUCUGUAGCGCUGUAAUAAAAAGACGUUGUUUUUACCGGUACUCACCGGUAAUGAAGAGUCAGGACGCAUUCUGACAGGCAGCCGCUCCUCCUGUUCGGAGAUUAUCUCUUAGUCCUUCUCAUACAGAAGCAUUAAGGGACUAUGGCGCAUGCGCGUCACAUGCCAUCCUUCACCAAGAUUUGUCUCCUGAGAAGCAUUAUCCAAUCUUCUAUCAGGAAGUGGCGCUAGUGAUUGUUAGUCUGAUAACUGCUAGAUCUAAGGUUUAGGCAAAAUGAAAAAAAUUUCAUCUCUGAAACUGCUUUACAUUGCACCAAACCACGUUGUUAUGAUGAAGUGGGUUUGGCGUUUAGAGUGGCCCUUCAGGUUAUCUGAGCAGUCAAGCAAAUUUAUUUUUUUACCCAAUACUUUUUGAAGCUUCCUUUUGUCUGGAAGUUUUGGCUCUCAUAACAGGGCUACAUGUUGUUGUCUGUCUUGACAUGGGGGUGGGGGGGUUACCAUGAAUUGUGUAAUCUCAUGAAGUCAUGUAGACUUGAUGCAGCGAUUCCCACCAUUCUCCGUUCACUCUCCUGUCUGUGUUCAUGGCCAUCUGUUGGACUGUGCAAUUGGCCCCUGUUUCACGUCUCUUGACAUGUCUAAUCCAAUUAUUUCCCUUUUGUAUUUGAAAUCAGCUUGUCUCGCCAAUCAUGUCCAUUCAUUUACCCGCAAAGCGGAAGCCUAGGCGAUGUAUAUGGGGGGGGUCCUAAUCAUGUCUGCAGGGCAGAUGUUUGAACGAUUUGACAACACUUUAGCCUAGGUGCUGGUUGGGUAGAUGUCCUUACUCACCUUGGACACUCUGAUAGUCCAUCACUGGAUCAAUAGAUGUUCAGUACUCUGGAAAGACAUUCAAAGUAACAUUUCCAAUUUGUUUUAAUAUACCAAUUUAUCUUGUUAUAUAAGAAGCGGGGUUCCUAAUUGCAAAAAGCUAUACUUAAACAUCAAACAUGUAACAUAUAAUAGAGACAAGCGUUGGCUAGUGAUUUUAUAUUCCUUCUAUUUUGAUGGUCAAUACAUGUAUCAAGUUUCCAGUUUCCAGGUUCUUAUUUCAGUAUGUCAGCUAUGAUAGAAUGUUGGGGUCUUUUGAUGGUAUGUUCUGUAGUGACACGGACAGACGUGGCUGCAAGAGUUUUAGUCCUUUAUUUGCCAGAUGAUUGAGUGUUUGCAUUGCUGUAUGAGUUGUUACCUCGCCUGCAAUACCAGACCAUCCACAAUUUGUUUUGUUUAUUUGAAUUGCAACAAAACAGGGAACCUUGUAAAGGGAAGCUCGCCCUAUGUGGUGCCCCAAAGAGGGCUUAGUGGAUGGGAAAAAAGUUGGCGAGCUUCACUGUGGAUGCCUGGGGUGUCAGUGGGGUACGUUCGCUAACAGCCGUGUGUAUAUUUAUUGUAUGGUUUGUAUUUUUAAAGUGAUUCCAAUAGAGUACUUUACUGUUGAGUGAGGCUUUAUUUAGUGAGUUAGUGGUUUAUCAUUGGCAGGAUGGCUGUCAAUUUAAACGUGGUUUGAUGUGAUUGUAAUGUGUUUAUUUGUCUUCCCUCAGUACCCAGUGACCUGACAGCUGAAGAGCGUCAGGAAUUGGAGCACAUUCAGCGUCGGAAGCAGGAACUGCUAGCGGACAUACAGGUAACACAUCCUUUUUAAUCCAAGAUCACGUUGGACUCGAACAGGCACAUUAUAUUGAUCAGAUCCCUGGCAACGGAAGUUGUUUCCUGCCGCCAUUCUGCUUUUUCCCUGGAUAAGUGAAGACCCAUUUGAAACUGGGAUUGGUCUAAACUAAAAAAAUAUAUAAUAAUGUAUAUCCGGGUGCCACGCAUUUCUGUCUCUGUCCAUUUCUAGGUUUUGUAGUAGGACUUUCACAUUCUGUUUUAUAACUAAAAAGUACAGGGAAUCCUUGCUUUUUCUGUCCUUCCUCUGCCCUAUCAGUUGAUGGUAACUCUACUUUCCACUUUCUGUUUUUAACUAGAUGGUACAGAUAACUCUUUCCCUAAUCUCCAAUUGGAAUUAAUGGCAGUCUGUAUCACAGGGUUAGACAGACCCAGUCUCAGGGAGUGUAUCUGUGACAUGACUGACCUGGAGAGCGGCUGUCACAUUCCAUGUGAUUAGAAACCCUUCAUACUGGUGGGACUGAGGUGGGGGGAUUCUCACGGUGUCAGCUUGACUCUAUGUCCAUUUCAUCGUUUAUGGCAGUCUUGCCGCGCCUGAGACAGUGCAUCACGCUGACAUUCCCAUAACAAUUCGUCUCUCCCUCCCUGCCUCCCCCUUUUUGUUUGUAAGGUCAGGUGCAGCUUGUAUCGGCUCUGGCUUUCACCCCCUUAGGCAAAGACUGGCGACUCCACAGGAUUUUCUGGGGCAGAAAAUUGUAGUCUUUGGAGUGCGAGGUGGUAGUGGGGUGAUAGCGAGGUGGGGGCAGCUAUAGGCACAGUGAGACUUGUGGGAUGUACCAAGCACAUAACAAAAUAUUCUCCGGUCACUGAGCAGAAGACAAAUCUAUGGGGACAUUUCAUAAUUUGGAGAUCUUCUAACUUGGUGUAAAUAUGAUGUUCCCCAAGGUGGCUGUCCAGUGGGUUUUCGUGACCCCUUAGCCAGCAGGAGAGUAAGAAAGGGUAAAAAGAUUUUAAAGUGUUAACAUAAAUCUUUGCUGUUAUUUAUUAAUUAUUUUGCCUCUCCUGACUCAUAAUCUUUUUUUAUCUUGUCCCACCUUCCCAAACGUUUCUUGUUCUUUUUUUUUUUUUUUCAUCUUUCUUCAGCUUCCCCCUUUUCUUCCAAAAACCACUUCUUACUCCCCCUUUCCAUUAUUAAUCUGAAAUGUAGUUUUUAUUUUAUUUCCCUUUCUCAGCGGCUGAAGGAUGAGAUAGCAGAAGUUACGAAUGAAAUUGAGAACCUGGGUUCCACCGAGGAGAGGUGAGCUUGUUCCUCCAACCCUUGUAGUUUAAUAUCUUUGAGUCCUGCACUUGUAGUUUCUGUUAGGCCAGUGCUGUGUUACCUGUUAGCACAGCGUAUCUCUCGGUACUAGGUAAUGCAGUACUGCAGACUGAGCAAGGGGAAACUGGGACCAGGGUAUAUUUCCCACUGUCUUAUACAGGCAUGGUGUCCAGAUUUCUAUAUUUUCACAGGAGAUGUAUGAACUCUGCGUUCUGUCAGAGGGGGCUUCAUAGUGCUACCCAGCAGUACUUGCAAUGUAUGUGCUCUAGGUGGGAUAUCCAGUUAGGAACCAUUGUGAUUAAUUCAUUUCGCAUUAGAGAAUAUAAAUUCUACAUAUUGCAUUCUCAAACGCUGCCUGAAGAAGCCAGUUCCAAUAUUAUUAUUUAGUAUUUAUAUAAUACUGGCUUAUUCUGCAGCGCUGUGUAGAUUAUAAUUCUAUAAAUUGUCUUGUAGCAUCCUUUCCAGGAAGCUUUCUAUUGGAUAAGUAACUAUUAAGUCAUUAGUAAGCAUAUUAAUUGAUUAUAUCCUUAGCACAGGUGCAAUCAGAUUAAAGUGAUAUUAGUAACUGGGGGAAGGAAGGAUAAAGGUCAGAGUGGUGGGCACUCUGUGGGGGAGGAGGGAGCGAGCUCACAUGUGUUGAGCACGGAGAAACACUAGUGGCACGCAUGGCUUUUAGGUCACGAAUGUGGUCAACGAAGGCUUUUCAUGAUUGGGUUUGCUUUGAGCAAUCUUCAGUAAUAUAAGAAAGAUUGCUGCUGGGCGAGAAUUUUUUUAAUUUUUUUUGAUCUUGUAUUUUUAGUUAAUUUUACAUAUAAUAUAUAAACAUACAUACAUACACAGAAUAUGAUUGUAAAUCUUUGCUAAAAAUAUUUCACUGCUGGGUUGAUGCUCUCUUGAUUUUAGGUGACAUUUCUGCUUAUACAAUUACAAUUCGUCUUUUCAACACAACACAUGGGAAUUAUAAUGUAAUAGUAAUAGUAACUGCAUAAAGCAGCUCUGUGUAGCCAGUGUAAUUACAGUCAUUGUUAUAGCACCAACCUAUUCCGUAGCGCUGUACAAUAGAGAAACCAAGACAAAUAAUUAAUUCUAAUCAAACACGUUUGAUGUAUGAGAACAGUAGAUGAAGGGGGCCUUGCCCAAAUUAAUUUGCAAUCUUAAAUCGACCAUGAUGCUUCUGACGUGCUGUCCAGCUUUGUCAAACUGUGUCUUUCUAGACCUGUAAGAUGAAAAUGGACAGCAGGAGUAAGCUAUACACAGCUCUAGUUCUCUUCCAAAUGUUUAGUUAACUUGGAACUGAAAGAUCGCCAUUAAGGCAUUUCUAGUGCAGAAUGUGUUUAGCACAAACUCCAAUCAAAACUACAAAUAUUUCCAGCUUUUUCACAGUUCAGGGUCCUAUUUUGCAUUGGUGCAGAAUACCUUAAAUGGCUUCUUCUGUUCUACAGGAAGAACAUGCAAAAGAACAAACAGGUAGCAAUGGGAAGGAAGAAAUUCAACAUGGACCCUAAAAAGGUACGACCCAAAGAGUAUUCCGCAUUUAUGCUGUCUUGAGUGGACUAGGUUUGUUCUCCCAUGACACUGGCUGACUUCUAUCUACAGGGCAUCCAGUUCCUGAUAGAGAACGAGCUGUUAAAACAUACAUGUGAAGACAUUGCACAGUUCCUGUACAAGGGUGAAGGACUGAAUAAGACUGCUAUUGGGGACUACUUAGGGGAAAGGUAAGCUUGGACGGGUUAUCUGAAGCAGAAGGGGAACAUAUUUACUAGAGGAGUGUAAAUACAUGAGGUCUGUUGAUUAUUUUUACUCGUUUUCUCAUUUCCAUCUCUUCUAAUGCCCUAAUGUUUUUUUGCAGAGAUGACUUCAACAUCCAAGUCCUUCAUGCAUUUGUGGAACUUCAUGAAUUUAUGGACCUUAACUUGGUACAGGCUCUUCGGUGAGUUCUGUUACAUUACUUGCAGUCCUGGAGUUUAUCAACCCUCAGGGAAUGUUACAUUCUGUCUCUCUCCCACAGGCAGUUUUUGUGGAGUUUUCGUUUACCCGGGGAAGCUCAAAAAAUAGAUCGAAUGAUGGAGGCGUUCGCACAGCGCUACUGCCAGUGCAACCCAGGAGUUUUUCAAUCUACAGGUUUGUUUUUUCCAUUUUUUUAUUUUUAUUGUCUUUCAGUAUUUUACCCGCUCACAUUCCUCCACAUUCUCAAAAUCAUUCUGCUUCCCUAUCAUUCAAUUCUACUGUCUAUCUUCAAUAUUGGCUAAAUCCAAAACUCCCACCUGGAUUCUGAAUGCUUACCUACUGGACAUCUGUUCCAUCCUGACUGCUCCCCAAUUGGUCAAGUCUGUCGUCUUUUUCUCUCUCAAUGCAUGUAUAACGUUUUUCUCGACAUGCGCGGUUCAGUUUGCUUGCCAUUCUUUCUCAUGUGCAUUAGUGAACUCCAAACUCUAAAAUGAUCCCAAGCAUUUAUUGGUGUUGGUUAAUUUUUUUUUGCUACACGUUCUUGUUUUCUUGCUUCACACACUUUCCCUGUGCUAUUCCACCCGUGCUGACCACUGAUCACUAUCUCUGCAGACACUUGCUAUGUCCUCUCCUUUGCCAUCAUAAUGCUGAACACCAGCCUGCACAAUCCCAACGUCAAAGACAAACCAGGCGUGGACCGAUUUAUUGCCAUGAACCGCGGAAUCAACGAUGGAGGUGACCUGCCGGAGGAUCUUCUGAGGGUCAGUGCUGUGAAGCUUGCAGUGCGGUAUAUGAAGUGCGGGAAUACUUUGGCCGUUUCACAUGGACAGUUGACAGAACUAAGCUUAGCUUGUAGAUCUGGCUCUGUAUUCUAAAUCAUCACUUCAUGUCCUGUUUAAUAGCGGUAUCAUAUUCAUUGAUAUUGACUUUAGUGGAGACACUGUAACAUUCAUGGACUAAAUUAUUUUUCUUUCCUCCCAGAACCUGUAUGACAGUAUAAAGAACGAACCCUUUAAAAUUCCAGAGGAUGAUGGGAACGACUUAACACACACCUUCUUCAACCCUGACAGAGAGGGCUGGCUCCUGAAACUGGGUGAGUGAUCUGGGCCAUACCAUUCUAGGGUGUUUAAUGAAGUUAGGUGCAGUGAGAUGGGGUAUGUAUGGGACAAGGGCUAUGGUACAUUAUCAGGCUAGGGUAAACCAUUCUCUGCUAUGCGGUUAGGAUAUGGAUAUUUCCAUUAGCAAAGGAGAACAUUAAAAACAUCAACAAGUCUGGGCUUCAUUAUAGAUAUAAACAUAUAAAGCUGGAAUAAAUUCGGGACCGCUAUAUUUUUUUACAGAUUGCUACAUUAGUUCCACACUAUCCUCAGCCAUGUAAAUGCCUUGCAUUUCCUCCCCAUAUCUUCUCUCUCUAAACUCCCCCUCCCAUUUUGCUCCAUAUCUCAAAUGGCUGUUCCCCGGGGCGUUCAGCAUGUGCUACAGUGAUGACCGCAUAAAUCAUUCCAGAUUCCUAUAACGCAUACCCUGCAUUCCUUUUAUUUUAUUUAGAAAUCUGGCGUUAUCACAUCGGGGUAACUUUUCCAAGCAGAAUGUUUUAUCCGUAUUGUGUGUCUGUCCAUUAUACAGAUUUGGCUUAUCUGGUUCCCAGAACUACUUAACAAUAAAUAUCUACCAUGGCUGCCCACGUAAUGCAUUAUACAUAUAUAUAUAUACACAAAAUAAAAAAACAUAUUCCAUGCCCUUUUAUAAAAAUUAUAUUUCCUGCCCUUUUAUAAAACAAUUCGUAAUUUCUCCCUUUUUUGUUUUGGCAACAAAAUUGAGGGAACCAAUUUGUUGAGCAAACUUUCCUUUCCGUUCCCAUACGUGCACCGCAGGGUACAGCUUCUUGCUAAAGCAGUUUGAAACCCCUUUUAAGAAUAUACAAAAUCAUCAGCAUCCCAGUCUAGCUUGGUGGAAUAUGGAAUUUCUAUAUUUAAUGGAGAUUUUGCCAGCCUAGCAUGUAAAUGCAUUAUUACACAAGCUUCCUAUGCGCAGACUUUCAUGUAUUUAAUAUAGCUGGGAUCCACCGCAGGCCAAGGUUUAAUUUCUUUACCUUAUUAUUGAGUUACGUUAUUUUUAGCAGAUUGCAUGUUGGUGGGAGGGGGGGUGAUUUUAUUUUUUUUUGGUUUUUAAUUUUCCUUUUCUCCCUUAUUUGUAUGUUUCCUUCAUUUGGGCCGCCUUUUACAUGCCCCACCCUGCAGGAGGUAUGUAGCCAUGGUUCUGUGCUCAGUCUGUGCCGAUGCAGGGCCCAGUAUUUAAGCUGUUUCUUGCUUUCCUGGUCUCCCGUUUCUCGCUUGGUGGUUUCUCUCUGUGCUGCUAUCUGUCCUCAGCCCGUAAGGAAUCCCAGACAGCUUGGAUUAAAUACAGCACACCAUGUAGGAGACCCACAGAGGAAGAGUAGUAUGUUGCUGGCUACACGCGUGCUGCCUCUUCCUCUUUGGUACCCAGCAGACAAAUCACUUCAGAGACUGUAUUUUACUGGACCAGAGCUGCAGUGUAGUGGAUAGCUUUGUACAUCCAUGAUCAUGCAUCACCACGUGUUUCAUCGAGGUUUUCAUGCUGUGCGUUGCAGCUCAGAGUUCUAUAAAAUGAAAGAUAGGAGUGGACUCUGGAAUGAGGUCCAAGGCAGGUUUUAUUGGACAGCAUAUAACAACAUCUUGGCCCAAGAAGAGCCUUUUUCAAGCUCAUCCUGGCUUGGACCUUAUACGAGUGCCCAGUCUUAUCUUUUUUUUUUAUUACGGAUAUUGGGGACCUGGUCACCUUUGGGCUGGGAGCUUGGUGGGGGUCAUCAUCUACAUGCCUACUCAUGUGUCAAACGUUCUGACAGAAUGUCAUUAACCUGGGAAUACACUGAGAGAGUGUCACACAAAUGUAUCUCUGUGUGUUGGAAUAUGUCCCAUUGUUUGAUAAAUGCAGUUAGUUGAUGCUUUAUUUUGCUUGGAAUGUUCCACUUUAUUCCACAAGGCUUCAUAUAUUAAAGUUUGCCAUGUGCUGACUUGGCAUUAGCCAGACCUGUGGUCAGAUACUCACUUCUUUGUUGACGACCCUCUUGAGAUUUAGCGGAAUGUUUUAUAGAUUAUUUAUAUUUAUUUGCUUUUCUUAGCUGAAGCAAUAAACACAAAUACUCUAAUCUAAAAUCAGGUAAUAUUUAUUUACCGUAUAGUGAUUUAGAAAGCAGACCUUUCAUAGAUAUUUUGUUUAAUAAAACGGUGCUGAUUGUGUGGCCCUGAAGUCCCUACGGGGAUUACGGCUGUAAAUACAGUUGAGAGGAACACAGUGGUUUUCAGGUAAUGUGCCUUUAACCUAAUCGGCCUUCGUUAAUCUCCUUGAUUAGGAUAUUAUGAAAUAUCCUUAUCAUAAAUGACAUCUUUGCAUAUUAGUUUACCAGACACAGAGUCAUAGCUCUGCUCCAACACUGGGAUUGAGCACAAAGGUCGACGAGUCUAAAAGUUUGCAUAAUAAUUCAUAUAUGCUGCAGUGUACUCCACAGAAUGCGAGCAGAAAUCAUUGGCAACAAUAAAGUGCCAGGAUAUCCAUGCCAAAGGUCACUUGCCUAUCCUAGCUGUUAAAUAGAUCGUAUUUAAUUAACGUCCCACUGGCACAUUGUAGCACUGUCUGGUGCCUGACUUACUGACUAGUGAUAUUACAUCCACUCCAUGAUUUUUCUUAGCAGGGAAUGGAGUGUAGCAACCCAUAUCAACUUCUGCAUAGUAGUUCUUGUUAAUGAUUGUGAGAGCAAGACCUGAAAGACACCUUUUGUUAUUUCAGAAAUCAAUGUUUCUGUGUUUUGGAGCCAGACCUGUUUAUCAUAAAACUAUAAAUGCAGGCUGAGUCGUCAUUCUGACAUCACACCACUUCCUCAGAAAAAAAAACCUCACCCUUUCAUUAAAUUUAAAAAAAUAACUGCGCGGGCCUGAUGUCUUUAUAAUAACCAUAAACCUCAGGUUCCUGGAUACGUGUAUCUGCCACAUGCUAAAUGUAACUGGAUGUGUAGGAGUAAAUGGUAUUAACCAGGGAAAUACGUUUUAAAUGCUGGUUAUGACAGGCAGAUGGCUUUCACAUGAUAUCACCAUAAAGAACUGAGCAUUCCUUUCAUCCAGCUUUACUCUCUUUCACAUCGGCUAUUGCGGAGUGCUAGCUCUUCUCCCUGAAUGAUGAUGGUCCUCCAGGGGGCACCGUAGCAUACCUGUGCCCACUGCUACCAUGGAGAGGCCAGCAGAAGGCUGCCAUUAUACAUUGAAAUGUAAGCAGCUGUUUGAGCCAUCAGCUGUCGAUAUGUGCAAACUAAAAUCAGACAGAUAUCAUGAAAUCAUACCAAACCCUCUUAUAAUAAGAGGGACACACACUGUGCCUCCCAUUUAAAUUAUUGUCCUGAUAUUAGUGUACAAGUCAAGAGUGCUUCUGAUCCAGAACGUUUUGUUCUUGAAACCAGAUCCAUGACUAAUUAACAUUGUGUAAUUAAGAGAGAGUUGGCAGUGGCACACAAGUCCCUGAAAUGUAAUCUGUUUUGCGCUGGCGCCUAUUAAAUGUAAUGGAGCGGACAGGUUAGUUUAAUGGAUCAGCGCAUAUGACCCUCGGCCUGGCAUACAGAGCAGGUACAUGUUCUCCUGCCCCCUUUCCUGCAUUUCAUUACCAGACUCUAUAUGGAACCCACGGACAAUGCUGGAGCCAAAUCUGUAUUGGGAAUUCACAUCUCCCUGUCCAUGCUGGAUUAUGGCCUGGGGAGAACAUUGGUUAACAUACUGGGCUUGCUCACUAAACCGCAAUCCACUCAGGAUCUCAGCAGAGAAUUGCACAUUAUAAACCUGAGCUGAGCUAAAAAAUUACCCAGUUGCGGAUUUUUUUGCUUCCCCCAAUUUGGUUAUUUUGUAAUUCUGUUGUCCGUUGUCCACAUUUUUCGAAUGUUGUAAAUAAACCCUUCAAGGCUAAUUCUAUGUUAAUGUGUGAAGCCUGUCUCCAGCCUUGCCGAAUGACUCCAAAUAAUGACGUACUCAGCCCUAUUGACACAUAGUGAUCCCUAUACACGCAAUGACUCACACCGAUCGUGUACAUACAUGUUCUGCUACAGGGAUUUGUGUACGCCCCAUGACACACGCACUGUGACUCAUUACACCGAGCUGCAUGUUUUGUCUACAUGACACUUCCGGAAAUAUAUCCGUGUUUAUUUUAAUAAUUUAGCUCUAUUUAGAUAUCUCUUUGCCAGUUAGCAGUCUAGACACCUCUGGUACAGUUUAGAAUGUUGCUUUGUAAUUGAUCUGUGCUGUUGUGGGGUUGUUUUUGUCUCUCCUUGGUGGAGUACAGUAUUAAUUCGCACAGCCCCUCCUUUUGCCAUACUCCCCCCUCGCUCCCUUUAAAUGGUAGAAUGAUCUCUAAUGGACUGCACUCUGCAGGGGCAAAGCAUUCUAUUGGGAUCCCUGGAAUCUAUGUGCCUACUGGUGCAUAAAGAGCUGUGUCUGUCUGCACAUCUCAUAACAUUUCUGUGGCUACCCCCUUUUUUUUCUCAUUUUAUUAUUUUUUUUUGCGGCUGCUGUCCUUUCUGUUUAGACUGAAAUGUCUACAGGGGCCUUGACUUCAUGUUAAGCUCGUACUGAGCAGUUUUAAUGCCAGCGGGAAUGCUGCAAACUUGCUAACACCACGUCUGAAAUCAUCUACAGUUUUACACCUCAGAGAUUUAUUGAAAUCUAGAUUCAUAAUAAUGAUUUCUAGUACCUUGCCCUAAAAGCAUGCUCUGAUUUGGAGAAUAGGAGUCUAAAACCCCUGUAUGUAACCGUUUCUCUGUCAUUUCAUUAAACGUCUUCCCAUUUUGCCGUUAUGUAAACAGCCUCUCCACCUGGUCAGAUAGUCUACUUCAUUUUUAACCCCUUAAGGACACAUGACAUGUGUGACAUGUCAUGAUUGAUUCCCUUUUAUUCCAGAAGUUUGGUCCUUAAGGGGUUAAAGAUGCAAUGCCAUGUUCCGGGAAUUCACAGUGAAUUUCAAAAUUUAGGGAAAGAAUUAGAGAAAUUCUGCAAAUCCAUUCUGUUUUCAGUUUGCUUAUUUUUCCCUUACGUUUAAAAACCACUUUGAAUUCCAGGCAAUUCUCAAUUUAGCGAAUUGCCUUGCAUUUGUUGUGAGGAUUUAAUUAAGUUUCCAACUGGGUAUUUGCUAGCCUUCAGAAAAAAGGACUGUCUGAUAAAGUUGUCCCUUUAUCUUUUCAAUAAAGUGAUAACAAUAAAUCUAGAUUUGCUAAAACAUGAUGGAUAAAUUUUUGUUUUGUUUUUGGAAGCUCCGAGCAUCUUCUGUAAUGAGCAAUAACAUGACCAUUUCACUCACCAGCAGAGAGAUAUCCGUAUUCUAUUCCGCUUUUCAAUCUAUUGUUGGUCCAAUAACCAAUGACAUGACUUUUUUUUUUUUAUCCAGUUUGGACGUUUUGGAUGACAGUCAUUUUCUGACAGGUCUGUGCAUUGUUUCUCCACGUUGAUCUAAGGAAAUUGCCAAUAAAAGUAUAGAUCAAAAUAUGUAUUUGCCGGAAGCUUUCGGUAAGCUUGCCGCAGAUAAUCCAGAGAUAAACCGUGAUGCCAUUUUCUAAUGAUGGAUUGGAUUCACUUUUUUGGAUCCAAAUGAGACUGAAAAUAUGCUUUUUAUCCAUUGCAAUGCUGAGUACCACAAGCUGUCUGGCACAGUAUUCAAUAUAAGCACAUAGCACUCGGACCCGUCCCUUAGACAUGUAAUAGAUGCUGUGUUCCUUCCAGUUUCUGGGUUUCUGCUUUCUCUGUCGAUUCUGCAUAUGGUUCCAUCUCUCUGCAUUGGAAUGCUCCAGUAGCUGUCGUAAACACCCAUUUCUGGUUGUGAUGAAGGCUGUAAUGUCUCUCUGCGUUGGGUACACAGGAUGUGUCUGUUCUGCUUUCUAUGUUCUGUGUUCUUCUUUAAUUUAUGUCCUGACUUAGCUGACCCUGAACUGUAUAUCCUAUCUCCCCCCCAAUCCCUAAUUCCAUCCUACCACAUGUUCUGUCCCCCGCCCUUCCCCAACUUGUCCACUUUCCCUUCAGCUCCCCUCUGUGUGUGAACCUUACCUUCCUUUCCAGUUUCCUGACAUUUGCCAACGAUUCCCAAUUAAACAUCUUUUGUUUACCUCUGCAGGUGGUCGUGUUAAAACCUGGAAAAGGCGCUGGUUCAUCCUGACAGACAAUUGUCUGUACUACUUUGAGUACACAACGGUGAGAGGCCUGGCUUCAGGAGUAUACAACUGUCUCUGUACAUACGAGGGGUGGGCAACGCAAUGCAUUUCAGAGGAUCAUGGUGGUACUUUAUCACCAGCCAGAGAAUCAAAUGUAGAUUAAUACAGAGACAACAGAAUAUUAUUAACAUGUUUUACACACAAGGGUCCAUUAAAUUAAAACCAAAUGGCCAAAUCUAGGCAAAAAUAGUUAAAAAUCACAGUUUAUAGACACAACUUGACUAUUAUAGCUUACAUUUUGUCAUUUGGAUCUUGGUGAAUAGACCCUUAGUUUCACGUGUACAGAUAGAAAUUCCUGUCCGAGAGCACGAUAAUGCUGAAUGUAACGUUCGAAGAGCUGGCAUGUUGGCAUCUAAUCAGUUUGCUAGCCAGAUCAUUCUCUGACGCGUGAUUCACACACUGCGUGUAAACAACCAUUGUUUACGGAACGGCAUUCACUACGGCAUUAAAGAUUCAGAUAAACAGAUUAUUGUUUAAUGUAGAGAUGAGCUGAAUCAUUUUACACUCUGGAUAUCGGUUUCUGGUUUGGCCAGUGUCAGUGCACAUUCAUAGUUGCCCAGUAAUUGUAUUUAGUCUGUGGGUAGUGGAAGGAAGAGGUACAGUAACUGUGCUAAUAACACUGUUUUAUCCACCAGGAUAAAGAGCCGCGAGGGAUAAUUCCUUUAGAAAAUCUCAGCAUCCGAGAAGUGGACGACUCAAAGAAGACUGUGAGUGAUUAUUGGGGCUAGGGGUAGAUUAGAAUGGAAUGGCAGCAUCCACUUGGACAGAAAUACUCAGAAUUGGUGCAUUGAUCGCUACAUUGUGCUAUUUGUAAAACACAUUGUGACAGGGGACUAAUUACAUUAAAGGCAGUGGUCCUAUAAAUGUGCAUUCUCUAACUUUCUAAAUGUGAUCCUGAGAUUUGCAGCAUGGGCACAGGCCCUAAUAUAGCCCCAUUUAGGAAGUCAAGUCUGAGAGUUACAUCUUUCAUACAGUCUGCACAGCAGCUGCCUGACAUGUUAAACUGCUAGAUUUCAAACAACUGUACUGUCUGCUUAGAACCCUGACAGCCUCAAAGAGUUUAUCCAUUACAAUCACAGGAUAUACUGCCCCCUAGGUAACUUUUAGCCUCUAUUCUCCUCCCCCUAUCAUUUGUACUAUCCAGCUUUCUUUCAUUUGCUUCCUGUGAAGCUCUGCUAAUCCCACCCUGGAAUAAUUCUGUGCUUCCACCCUUUGUUCCCUGCUCAUGUCUAUCCAAACAUUACUUUUUGUGACCUUUGUCCCUCGUCCUCUUCCUUAGAACUGCUUUGAGCUGUAUAUUCCGGAUAACAAGGACCAAGUGAUCAAGGCGUGCAAGACUGAGGCUGAUGGACGUGUAGUGGAGGGAAACCACACAGUGUAUCGGAUCUCUGCCCCCACACCCGAAGAGAAGGACGAGUGGAUGAAGUGUAUAAAGUAAGUGAAUUCUUGUAAAUGUUGGACCUGUUUUUAGACUAGUUUAUCUGCUAUUGUGUUUGCCCAUUAUGUUAUUUGUAAGUUAAAAAAGCAGGUAAGGGCUUUGUCUACAUACCUACCAGGAAAUGUGCUGGAGUUUCUCCAGUGCCUCUGGUAGCGACUCUGUUACUAACCAGUUUAAGGAAUGAUUUAGGUGAAGCGACAUUUUCAGAGUUAAACUGUGAAUUCUCAAGAAUUCAGAGUGGAUUUUCAGUUUCAGGUCAUAAUAAAUAAAUAAAUAUGCAAAAAUAAUUAAAUUUGGCUAUUUUACCCUAAAAUUUUAAUUCUUGACAAUUCACACUGUGAAAAACGUUGAUUAAGUGAGUCUGUAUAGAAAAAUUUUUUCAAUACUAUGUACAGAAAAGGCUUUUGUCCCUGGUAGCACAAUUACCUCCAUGGUGCAUUUUUACUUUAUUUGCUAGACUCAAAGAUGCUGGAAUUUAAAAGGCAAAUUUUAUAAUAAGGAUCUGCGUGUGAUUUCUCUCUUAUGGUAUUGUCCAUGCCCCGUUUGUGGUCAUGUCAUGUGCCUCGUUCUAGGAUGUGUGUGUGAUUGUUGUCAUUUACACGCUCCUCAUUUUUGCUCCAAUAAUAUGUAUAUGAUCUUAACUGCUGCCUUGUUUGUCUUUUGCCCUGUUAAAAAAAUAAAUAAAUCCUUGAAUUUCUCUCCCACAGGGCUGCCAUCAGCAGGGAUCCGUUCUAUGAGAUGUUGGCUGCGCGAAAAAAGAAAGUCUCUUCAACCAAGCGACAUUAGGACCAUGUUAGCUGGUGGUGCUCCUACGCAGACCGUGCCUCUUCCACCUGUUCGUGUGAUUGACUCUUUCAGCACUGUAAUAAUGAUGUUGGCCCAUUGAGCUACAGCCAGAGUGGAAAUCUUCUCGUUCCACUCUUCCCUCUGCCUUACGUGGGCCCCUAGUGCAGCGAUAGAUGUACUGGAUCCCAAUACUGUCACAUUCCAUUUACUGUUACAACCUGGAGGCCCCACGCCCCCAAGAAGUCUGGGGGCCGCUAUUACGUGUAUACCGCAGCAAAGGAAGCAUAUUUCUGCCAGGUUCCCUUCCUUUAAUCUGAGUCUAUUAAGUAGGGAGAACAGCCAUGUGUCUCAGUCCAAAGUGUACCUUCUGGAUAUUCAGAGAUCUUCCCAGGGUCCAAGAGAUAUCCCAGAACUUUCUCCAUGUCCUGGAUAGUACCUGGAGAACUCAUUGAGUGCCAGCAAUAGGAGGUGUUCCUAAGGUCAUAGGUCAGGCCCAUUCAAAAUGGAAGGAAUUAGUACGCUGAGAAUCUUCUAACCAUUGCUGCUUAGAGGACCUUAUGCUGCUCCUGUUACCUCUGAAGAUAUAGGCUGCUGAAAGGGGUUAAAAAGGAACAGUUUAUUUACCAAAAUACAGGCUUGUUCCUUCCCCUAGGUGCGGGUUAGUCUUGGUGUACGUUAACCAGCAGAGCAGAGAGCAGGAGGGGAACCUCUUAACGGUGCAUAAAUAAAGCCAUUGUCUAGGUCUUUUUCUAACGAAAGUAAAUAUUUUUGCUUUUUUAAUGUAAAAUAUUUCCUUUUUAGUCCCAUUUCUUGGUACUUGCUCUUAUUCGAGGGCCUGUGCAGUGAAACAGUGUUACCUUAUCCUAUUUAUAAAAAAAUAAUGUAAAUAAUGUCUUUUUUUUUUUUUCUUUUUUUUGGGGCUUUGCUUUAUAUUUGUUGUUUAUAUCUUUCUUUAUUUGUUCCAAAGAAUUUAUUCCUGCAACGGGGAAAUCCUCACAAAAUGCACGUGACACAAUUAAAUCUUAUGUUAAUUUAUCAUUCUUAAUUCUUUGUUUCGCUACAGCCCAGCAGAUUAACGCACUGCUUACUGUAGCUAAUAAAUGAUAAACAUUG
Pelobates cultripes (western spadefoot toad) is the source of this 65982-nucleotide messenger RNA. NCBI's taxonomy places the organism in Eukaryota, Metazoa, Chordata, Amphibia, Anura, Pelobatidae. The record is from the annotation of a GenBank genome assembly.